Molecule: messenger RNA, 58846 nt
Organism: Podarcis lilfordi (Lilford's wall lizard)
Lineage: Eukaryota; Metazoa; Chordata; Lepidosauria; Squamata; Lacertidae
Source: the annotation of a GenBank genome assembly
AUGCCAACCUUAACUGAUGAGGAAGAGAAAUUCAUGGAUAGUCCUAUCACCCCAGAGGAAACAGUCGUCAAAAACCUGAAGCCACACAAAGCCCCAGGCACAGACAGCUUUACAGCAGAAUUCUAUAAGAAAUUCAAAGAACUCCUGAUGCCCUACAUGACCCGCCUAUUCAAUGACAUCAUAAAAGGGGGCCCCAUUCCAAAAACCUGGACCUUCUCCAAGACAGUCUCCAUCCCAAAACCUCUGAAAGACAGCAUCAAAGUAGAAUCAUACCGCCCAAUCUUAUUAAUAAACCAAGACUACAAGAUAUUCACAUCAAUCUUGGCCAACCACCUAAAAAAUUUCCUACACAAAAUAGCCUGAGACCAGACUGGCAUCAUCCCAGGUCGCAAUAUAACAGACCCCAUCAGGAAACUACUAAAUCUGAUUGCAAGGCAACUAAACUCCCACUGACAAUUAUGUCCCUAGACAUCCUCAAAGCUUCUGAUUGCUUAGAGUGGAAAUACCUACUAGCAGUACUAACUAAUAUAAAAUUUGGUCCCAAAUUCUUACAAACCCUCAAACAAAUAUACCAUAGCAAUCCAAAGAGGCGCAAAUCAAGGAUGCCCACUAUCUCCCUUCCUUUUCACCCUGACUCUGGAACCCUUAGCAAUCUGAAUAUGAGCAGCCACAGACAUCAAGGGAGUGGAAAUAAAAGGCAGAACCUAUAAAUUAGGGCUCUUGGCAGAUGACCUAAUGGUCACAACAUCAGACCCCAUAAACACAGCAACCUCCCUAAUCAGAGAACUCAACGCAUUUGCAGUGGUGUCGGGCCUACAGGUAAAUUUUGCAAAGUCUGAGGCUAUGUGCUUCAACACCCACCCUCAUACCCAAAAAUAAUUCUCCAACAUCACCAAGAUAAAACUUUGCCGCACCAAGUUCAGAUAUCUAGGGGUACAAAAAACCAGAAACCUCAACAAAUUAUACCUCCACAACUACAACCCCUUGUGGUGACAAAUCAACAAAGACCUGAGGAGAUGGAACAACACCAACUUCACUCUCUGACAAGAUAUCCAUGAUCAAAAUGAUCAUCCUCCCAAAAUUAACCUACCUAUUCCAACCCCCCCCCCCCAUCUGGAUUAUCCCAGCCCAACUUCACAAAUGGCAGAAAAAAUUACAUUCAUUUAUCUUCUCACACAAAAAACCAAGAAUAAGCCCCAAAUACCUGGACCACCCCUCCUCAGAAGGAGGAUGGGGAAUCCCAAACAUGGGAGCAUAUUACAUCACAUACACAGCCCAACAAAACAAGAACCUGCCAACAGCAUGUGAAUCAAUCUGGCUAACCUGAUCCAAAAAAAAUCCAAAAACACCCCCCCCCCAUUCACACAUGAAAACAAAUUUCUCUACAGCCAGUCAAAGACAACCAACCACACCUUAAGCCACCCCCGAACCUCUCUCACCACCAAAGAAAUACAAGCGGAUAAUAAAGAGAACCCACACAAGUGACGCUGACACAAAACCCCACACAUACACUACGUAGAAUAGAAGCAUUGCCACCCACUCACCAUUCCCCCCUCCACCUCUUUCCCCCUUUGCUUCCUAAUGUAACACUAAUGUCUCAACAAAUGAACCUGAUCUGCAGAAAACGUAGCUUGAAAAAAGAAACAUUGCACACACUUUUGUAAACCAAGAAAUCUUUAAUAAAAAUAUAUUAUAAAAAAGGAGAUAAUUGGGAUAAAAGAUAUCAGAGUUUCCAGGUAAAUUUACCAAUGAGGGCUUAAUUAAUUGGUUCCUAGCUUGCUUAUAGGGACACGGGUGGCUCUGUGGUCAACCAGAAGGUCAGCGGUUCGAAUCCCCACAACGGGGUGAGCUCCUGUUGCUCGGUCCCAGCUCUGGCCAACCUAGCAGUUCGAAAGCACCUCAAAGUGCAAGUAGAUAAAUAGGUACCGCUCUGGCGGGAAGGUAAAUGGUGUUUCUGUGAUCUGCUCCGGUUUCGCCAGAAGUGGCUUAGUCAUGCUGGCCACAUGACCCAGAAACUGUCUGCGGACAAACGUUGGCUCCCUCAGCCAGUAAAGCAAGAUCAGCGCCACAACCCCAAAGUCGUUCGCGGCUGGACUUAGCUGUCAGGGGUCCUUUACCUUUACCUUUUUAGCUUGUUUAUACAGUCCACAGUGUGGUAAAAAAUGUUUCAUGCAAUCAACAGCCUGAGAACAUAAACGGAGACUAUUCUGGUAAGGUAUACCAGUCAGUCUGCCAUUUACGACUUCAGAUGGGAAUACAUUUAAUCUAGCUUUGGUACUAACAAAUUCGUAAGAUAUGAGGGUAAACAGAAAACACGCCCAUAGUGAAUUCUGGAUGCAAAUGGUCCUCAGGUUACAUAUGAUCAAGAAUGAAGAUCGCUGUAUGCAAUAUCUGCCAUAGCCUCUGCCUCAAGGAUUUAAGGGCUAUCUAUAUCAUAACCCAAAUGCGACAAAAAGGACGGUGAGAGCACAGUUGAGGAGGCUUUCUGGGCCAUACUUUUCGACCAAGGGCUGAUAAACCCCUCAUUGGAUAAAUGUCCCAGUAAUCCCUUAUCCAGGCCGAAACGGACAUCUUUAAUCAGUUCAGCUAUACCUUGGUUCUUGAACGUAAUCCAUUCUGGAAGUCCGUUUGACUUCCAAAACAAUCGAAAACCAAGGCGCAGCUUCCAAUUGGCUGCAGGAGCUUCCUGCACUCAAGUGGAAGCCGCAUCGGAUGUUUGGCUUCCGAAAAACGUUCAAAAACUUACUUCUGGGUUUUCAGCAUUCGGGAGCUAAAAUGUACGAGCACCAAGGCGUUCAAGAACCAAGGUAUGACUGUACAGUGGUACCUUGGUUUUUGAACAGCUUAGUUCAUAAACAACUUGGAACUCAAACACCGCAAACCCGGAAGUAGGCGUUCCAGUUUGCAAACUUUGUCUCAGAAGCUGAAUGUCUAGUGCGGCCUCCGAUUGGCUGCCGAACGCUCCUGCAGCCAAUCGGAAGCCAAGCCUUGGUUUCUGAAUAUUUCGGAAGUUGAAUGGACUUCCGGAACGCAUUCUGUUUGAAAACCAAAGUACGACUGUAUUUCAAAACAGCCCGCCACACUUGGAUGGAAAGAAGUCAUUCAUCAGUUUCCAGAAACAGAACUGAAUCAGGAACACAAAAUAACUUUGCCUGGAACCUGUCUAGCUUUGGAAAUGAACCACAGUACCAGACAUUUGCAGCAUUUAGGAGUUGGGAAACAGAUUUUGCAUUAAAAACUCUUAUAGCUGAUGGAACAUACUGACCUCUAUGGGGGGGGGCAGAGCAUAUUGCAAGUUUGCUCAUCUCCACCUUCUGACAGCUAAUCUGCCAGUGGAAGCUCCAAGGCUUUGUGCGGUGAAGCAACAACCCUAAGUACCAGAAACAUUUAGUCUGCUCUAAAUUAUGGCUAAUACCUAUUUAGAAGGGGAAUAACUUUCCAUGAAGACAGGUGCUAGGAGCACCCUUAGAGGUAACUUCAGGGAGGCUUUGCAUGUCAUUUGCCUGAGUUCUGUGAAAAAAACCCACUUUCCACAACUGGAAGCAAGUGAGAAAACUAGGCAUGUCGCCUGGUAAUGUUACUUCUGUCACUAUGUAUAAAAUCAUGCAUAUGUACAAAUCUGUUGUCAAAGCAAAUGUUCCUGUAAACAACUUCAAAAGCAUCCAUAUGUACCCCAAACACUUUCUCAUAGCUGCUGUCUUGAACACACAUCUAGGCACAUCUCCUUGGCACCCUUACGCCAGAACCCUCUCCCUGGAGCCCCCCCCCCGCCCCCAUCUCUGGCUUAUCGCAGGAAGCUUCAACUAUAGGCAGCUACUUCCACCGCCCCCGUUAUGACACUCGCUUCUCCCCAUGUUCCUGAUGGCUACCCUCGAAUCUUCCUUUAUUAUUACUUGUAUGAUUACCAGUGCCCAUGGCCCAUGACGGAGUCACUCAAAGCAGAGGGAUUCCUGGGAUCUGUUAGAUUCCCCUCCCCUGCAAUAACGUCGCCCGCAUCACCUGCUUGCUGAGGAAAGACUUCGCUGGCGGCGUUCACUCGCCUUUGCCCCAAUGUUGCGGCGCAACUUCGACAGGGUUUUUUGUGUCUACACAUGGUUUGAAUGGAUGCAGGAAUGGUAAAAUGCGCAAGUUCAAAAACUUGGGCUUACUUGUGAGGAAGAGAGAGGUGGUUGCCCCAAGUGCUGCCGUCCUAUGCCCGCUUCUUUCCACGGGAGUAAUGCCACUGAACUGGGGGGGGGGCAAGCUCCUCGGGGCAGAGACCCCGGCGGAAGCCCCCCUCAAGGCUCUCGGCCGCUGCCCGGCGCCGCCAGAGAGCGAGCCGACGGACCCCUCCCCCCCCCGCCUACUCUCUGGCGGAGCCGCCGGAGGAGCCGUUGACGGCGGCGCGCCUCCCGACGGAGGAGCGGGGGGGCCGAGAGAGGGGCUCCCGAAAGACACGCGGGCGCGCAGCAUGGCGGAGGGGGAGGGCGGGGAACUCUCCCCCCCCCCGCGCCGCGCGCGAGAACAAAGAGCUUCUCCCGCCGCCCUUUCCCGCCCGCACGUGGGGGGCCGAGCAGGCCCCUGGCCCCGCCUCCCGCAGCCGCCGGUUGGUGGGUUGCGCGGCGCGCGCGCGGGCGGGCCCGUCCAAUCGGGGCGCCGGCAGGCCCUCGCCAAGGAGCGCGCUGCCCAUUGGGCCGCCGCCGCCGCCGCCGCCGCCGAGUUUGCCGCCCGCGCUCUUGUCCUGAGCGGGAGGAGGAGGAGGCGGAGGAGGGAGAAGGCGCGCGGAGACGCGGGCGGAGAGCGAGGGCGCCCGAGGGAGAGAGCGAGGCCGGCGGCGGCGGCAGAGGGCGCGAGGGUGAGCGGCGGGCGGGCGGGCGGGCGGGCGGCCGCCUGAGGGGGCGCGGGGGGGGGGCUGAGGGGCGGGGGCUGCCCUCCGGGAGAGAGCGCCCCUCCCCCUGCAACUGCCACGGGCGGGGGGGGCGGGGCGCCGCCUCUUCUUCGGGGAGCAGCAGGUAGGGAGGGGGCGCCGGGCACGGGCGGGGGGGGUCCGGAGCCUCCUUCCCUCCCGGGGCGGGGGGGGGCAGGGGCGCUUCCUCCCAGCCCGGGACGCGGCGGCGCUGGGCUCGGGCGCCGAACUGUCCUUUGUUUGAAUGGGCGCCGCCUCCGCGCGCCCGAGGAAGCUGCCGAGCGGGAAGCCCGGCUCCGAGCGAGGCGUCCCUGCCGCCGCCGCCGCGCCCUUGCCUGCUUCGUUGGGCGUCGGGGGUGGGGUGAGGGAGGGGACCCUCCUCGCACCUGGCGGACCCCGGAGCAAGGGGGGCUUCCAUGCAUUCGCCGUGCGCUGGCUACUCCUCAGACAUGCUGCUUUUCAGUCUCAAAAUGCUAAUCGCUAUAAUCGGGAUUUACCUUUUCUGGGGGGAAUCCAGUAAGUGCAAACCCCGCCUCUGAUUCACCUCAGUAGUGCCCCCGCACCAGAGCACCCCAGGACGCCUCAGCCUUUUGAAUCGAAGGUGCUUUCCCACUUUACCAGAAGCAUGAUGGGUGAUGCCGGUGGAAGAAUUUUGAAUAAGUUGUUGCCGCUACUGUUUCCAAAAUUGAAAAGCCUUGCGUAUCAAAGCAGAUCCUGUACAUGUGUACUUCAAAAUAGACAUGCAUAGGAUUGUGCUGCAAGUCUUUUGUGUGACUGGUAUUGGUAGAAAAGAUUAAUAUAAUGCUUGCUUUAAAGUAAUCCAGAAUUUUGUUAACCCGGAGGAUGGAUUUAAGCAGAUCCAGUCCUGCUGAUGGCAGUGAUAGUUCUUAAUUUUUGUGGCUGGUGUGAAGCCUGAAAAUACAGUGUAGCCCAUUGUGGGCUUUCACUAGAAUUUCCAUCAGUGGAAGUCCUGACAUUCAUCUGAUGGCUGCAACUGUGCUUGAAGGUGUCACUUGAUUAAACAAACAAUGGAUGGAUUUUAUGUCUGCAAAUGAAUGAGCAACAUGGAAAGGAAAACAUUUGCUUUUAGAUAAUGCCUGUAUAUGUCGCAGUAGGUACCAUCUCAGAAGUAUUUUAAUUAAUAAAUAACCAUGUGUAGAGGGGGGGAGUGAUUGUUUUUGUUUGUUACAAUGUUAGUAUUCUUGUGUUUUUAUAUUGUAAACCAACCUGUGAUCCUCAGAUGAAGGGUGAUACAGAAAUUUAAUAAAUAAAGCAAAAAUUUCUUGCUGUAGGGUAAGGAAGAAUUCCUGUUCUAAGAAGCUAGCUGCCAUCAGCGGUUUUUGUAAGCUUUAUAUGAAAUAGAAAUCAGACUGGAGUCCUAGGCAUACAUUAUUUCAGAGCUUUCCAAACUGUGUGUCAUGACACACUAGGCUGCAGUGUGCAGGUGUGUUGCGCGAAUGCCCCACCCCCUGCUCCUCUCAGGGCUGGAAAGGUGUUAGUUUAACCUGUGGUUUGCUAGUAAAACUGAAUUACUGUGUCAAGAAAUGAUGCAUGUCCUAAAAGUGUGUCACCAACAUGAAAAGUUUGGAAAGCUCUGCAUUACUUGCUAAGGAGUAGGCCUAAUUGAACUCAGUUACUUCAGAGUUGACAGGUGUAUUGUUGUAUUAUCAGUUUCUUUUAAAAAAUGUGCUGCCAAGUUGAUCAGGAAUAAUCAGAAGAUUUUUGGUUGGUCAACCAAUUAACAAACAUUGCAAGCUUUAUUAAACUGGUAUCACUUUCUAGCCCACUUUAAUAUGUUCCCACAAAGCUUAUUCUUGCGCAAUAUAAAAAUAAUUUUCUCUCUCUCCCCGGUAUGUUUAGUAGGUAUAACAAUUUGAUGUUUCUAAAAUGGGUAGGCUAAUGAAUUGAACAAAAUGAGCAUGAUACUUAAAAGGAAAUAGCAUGUCCAACUGUCUUUCUUUGUGGUUUUUAAAGAUACCACAUUGUGAAGAUAGACAUUACUUUUCUUAGGCAGCAACACUAAUUUUGAGAGAAGCCAGCUUAACUGUGUCCUAGUGCCACUGUUACUCAUUGUGGAAAAGUCACAAGGAGGAUGUUUAGUUUGAUGCACGUUUAUAGAGUAUGCCUAAUUGGCUGUGACUUUCUGUCAUCUGAUAUAUUUCCAGUAUAUACUGUUUACUGGCAACAUACACACGUUUCACUUGUGCAAAUUCAGCUUGGCCAAAUAUGUAAAAAAUCUGCCAUUGCCCUCAUCUUGGGAGAGCAUUCAGAGGUGCAGGUAGAGUACAUUUUUUGACAAUAUGCAAUUUUGUUCAGGAAGCUAUCCGCCAGCCUUGGGAGCCACGCGCGACUUCCCGCCGGGCUCCCAAGGCUUGUGGACAGAAGCCUGCAGCCUGAAACCCGGGGAGUGCAGCGGAGCUACUUCCGGUGCUCCUCCAACCCGGAAAUGGGCAGCCACGCAGCACAGCGCCGGUAAGAGUGAGCGGUGGCAGCGGGCGGUGGGGGUCACCAUGGGCCGGAUAAACGAGUCCCGCGGGCCUUAGUUUGGGGGCCCCUUGUAGGCUGCCAUCUGUGGCUGAUAGACUGCAUUUGAAUUUGGCAGUCACAAGUUCUGUGAAUACAUUCGAAAGCCUAAGAGGCAACUGCAUUCAUUUCACAUAACAGUUUCUCAUUUAGGGGAAGUUUUUGGCAAUUAUGUAUUGCUGAGUAUUGCGGGGCAUGGUAGCACAUUCCUAAUGUGCGCUUGACUAACAUCUGUGUUCAUAAUCCACUAAAUAUUUUUAAACUUGCUGAUGUAAUAACAGAGCUUCCUUUUUCUAAAUAAUCAGCAAGCUAUUAUUGUAAUAAACUGAAAACGUGUACAUUGCAGUGCAUUUUGGUAUGCAAGGUGAGCGAGAUCCAUAGCACCCAGAAAUUGCCUCCUGUUUUCUCUUCCAUAUUUUCAAAUUCUUCUUGGUAGUAACUUCAAGAUUAGGAUCAGAAUCCAGGUAGCAGUACCUGGCCCUCUUGAAGCAGAGCAAUAGUUUAGUUAGUUGAUGUGACAAAGUGGCAGAGUUCAAAGUUUGACUUGGUUGCUUUUGGAUAAAGUGUUUCCGUAUGGAAUUCGGGGAGAGGAAGGAAUACGGACUUAAUGGCCAGUGGGGUGUGGAGAGAACAAGACCCAGAAGCUAUUAAUUUAUCACACAGUUUUUGUAAAAAUAAUAUGAUCCUGCUUAUUCCAAGAGUAUGUGUGUAGGUAGUUUUAAAAGUAGUUUUAAGAACUGUGUUAGUCAUAUUUUAAAAUCCUACAAACCUUGUUUAAAAUGAGCCUUUUAAGCGAGUUCCUUUAAAAAAAGAAGUCCCUAGUCUUCUAAAUUUCCUUUUCUUUCUCUUUUAACCUCUCUUCUAUUUCUUUUUUAAAAAUCUCUUACUUUAUUCCUUUCUUUCCCCCACCCCAAUGUUUUUAUUGUAUUUAGAUCAAAGUCAUAGUUUGGACAAAAAAUGGGAAAAGAUAUUUGAUAUUAAGUUCUGUAUUUUUCUCUAUAAAGCCUAAUAAAAGUUUUUGGUUUUUUUUUAAAAAAGGGGGGGGUUCUCUUGGAGCAUACCUGUGUAGUAUUUCAAAACAAUUGAGUUCCAUUAUCAGGAUCUAACUUGUGCUUAAUAGGAGCAAAAUAGAGCUUAAAAGGAAAGGGAGAGAAGUUGUUGGCUUGGCCCUGUUACUAGUUGUUAAGUCUGGCAUUUAGAUAUUGCUGCUGUUAAUCAAUAGUCUGGACUGCAUGGUGUUGCAGUGCGAGCCACAUACAGCCUCUGGUGGUCCCAUUUGUCGGUUGACUCAACAUAGCAUACAUGUGGUGGCCAUUAGGCAGGGUUUUUUAUUUGUUCUUUUUUCUUAAGAAAAGCAAUACAAAUGGUUGAAUAUUUAAGGUGAGCCAGAAUGGUUAUCAAAAUUAAGACAGCAUGGCAUGUUAGACAAUAGUUGUUCUUGCAGUCAUGAGAUGUGCAGAUUUCAACCCAAUAAGUAUGCAAAGAAACAGUACUCCCAAGUACUGUUAUUGAAAGGAUAAUCUCAAGGGCCAAGAGUCUAAGAAGAGGGCAUUGUGUUUCUUUGCAUAUUUAUUGGGUGGAACUCUGCACAUCUCAUGACUGGAAGGCCAGCAAGUGAAAUUGUACUAGAAAAUGAAUAGGAACUUAGCAGAGGGCAAUAAAAUAAGGUACCUAAGGAUCUUGAUUUGAGUUCUUCAGUUAACCUGCACUGUUGGUUGUCAUUUCCAAAAAGACCUAUAAUUGUAAUUUUAAUGAAACAGCAUUUCAUUUUAUCUUUGUGUCUGUUUUGGACAUUCCUCAAUCUGUUCAAAGAAAUGAAUAUGGAAAGUCAAUUUUUAUCAUAUUUUGAGGGGACUGUUUAUCAUAUUGUGAGGCAAUUCCCCAUUUGCAUGCUACCGAACACCCAUGCGGUGCCAGGAACCCAGAAGUGUAAACCAGAAAUGGGGAGCAUCCUGGAGAGUCCUCCUGGCUCACAAGGAGACCCUUCCCAGAACCCGAAGAGGACAUCCUCUUUGGGCUCUGGAGAGGGUCUCCUCAUGAGCCGGAGGGACAGUGGAUCUUGUUGAGCAGCUCCGCUGAUGCACGGGGAAGAAGAUUCCCCAUGCAUCCGUGGUGCAAGCCCCACUGCCCCUCCAGAGUGCUCCCAAUAUACGUGAUUUUGGUUACUCGCGGGGAGGCCUGGAACGUAAUCCUCACAUAUAUUGGUAGUUUCCUGUAUAUUUCCUUCUCCUUAUGAACAAUGUUACUAGCUGCUUCCACCACUGUAUGCCAAUUCCAUAUAUUCAUUAAAAUAGCUACAGAAACUUGCUUAUUUCAGAUGCAAUUAUAAUGUCUUCAUUAUUACAACCCAGGGCAUAGACAUGUCAGAGACCAGGCUGAGGAGUACUGCUCUGAUGAGGAAUGGUGAGAGCCUCUUCCUCCCCCUGCUCCUGACCAGGAUCCUGAAGCUGCCCAGGAGCAGUGGAACAAUAUAGAUUUAGAACAGUGGUUUUGCAGAGGAGCAUAGUUCUGAAGACAAAAGUUGCGGGCGAACGGGGGAGGGGGGGUGAACAGCAAGGUGAAGAAGAACUGGAAGAGAGAGCUAACAGACUCUCGCUGGAAAGUGUCCAGUCUAUCAGUCCAAGGUCACGUAGAGCAGAUAAGGUAGCUACAGAAAAAGCACAGACGUUGCGAGAUCAGGUUGCAAGGCACGGAAGUGACUAGGGGGGAAGUUGGUGGAAACCUUAAUUGGGAACAUCUUCAUUCUGAGAAUGGCUGCUUUGUUCUUUCGCUGUGAUCAUUAAAUAAUCUUUAAAUUGUAAGUGACUCUUUUCACUUUGUCCUGCUUAUCUACGGCCAAAGGUGGGGGAAGGAAGCUGUGUACCUGAAGCCUGACAGGACAUGAAGCAGAUCUACUAAUUACACAGUCAUUAAUGUGUGUGGUUUAUUUUAAUUUGGAAUCUAAUUAGGAAAGAAGCUAUAUUCUAUGUAACCCCAUACUAUGAAAAGCCUUCACUUUUAUCAUCCCUUUCCAAAAAGAAGUAGCAGCUGCCUGCUGUAUGUUUUCAGCUACUCACCUUCAUAGAAUCAUGGAAUUGCACAAAUUGGAAGGGACAACAAGGGUCAGCUAGUCGAACCCACUGCAAUGCAGGAAUCUUUUGCCCACGUGGGGCUCGAACCCACAACCCUGAGAUUAAGAAUCUCAUGCUCUCCUGACUGAGCUAUCCCAGUUCUCAAUUGUAGGUAAAGAAUUAUCUUAAUAUUCUUAUAAAAGCCUAUUACGUUUAAAAUAAAUAAUUGAGGGGUAUCAAUUGCUAACAUGCAGAUCACUUAUUUUAAGAAUGUUAAGGAAAGGCUUGUGUACUAUCAACUAUUUAUUUAUUUAUUUAUUUAUUUAUUACAUUUAUGUACUGCUGUUUUCUUCCAAAGACCUCAAUGUGGUCCACAUGAUUCUCCUCCCCAUUUCAUCCUCACAACAACUUGGUGAAGUAGGUUAGACUAGGAGAUGGUGACUGGGCCAAUGUUGCCCAGUGAGCUGCAGGGCUGAGUGGGGAUUUGAACCCUAGUCUCCCAUGUCCUAGUCCAACACACUAACCAUUAUGCCACACUGGCUCUUACGGUGUUAUUCUUACUUAGUUGUAAUGAAUUUAGUUUUGAAAAGAAGGCAAAGGCUAUGAUCUCUUUGGAGAUAGAUGGGGUACAUGUAAAAUACAAUGAUAAUGUGAUCUCCAGUUCUAUUUAUUAUUGCAUCUCAGGCCAUAUAUAUCUUCCAGCAUUCCAUUGUUUGCUUAUUGUAUAGGAUUUAACUUUACACAGACCUUUCUGUAUGGGUACAAAAAUAAUUUUACAAAUGUUAAAGGUAGCCCUGUUCUCCCAUAAGAAAAAAAAUCCAAAAUUCAUAUUAGCAUAGUAACUGUUUAUUUGCUCAAAGCAUGGGCAAGAUAGAGACCUAAAGGAAUACCGUGACAGUUCAUCUCCUUCCCUGUUAGUUUUGAACAUGCAUAUUGUCAAGAAAAAGCAGUUGCCUUUAAGAUCCUUUUGAAAAGAACAAACAUAGUAUAUGCAGAACUUUCAAACACCUAUCAUACCAACUCCUUACAUUAGAAAAAAAUUCAAAUUACUUCUGGUACCUUUUGUAGUCUACAUCUAAAACUCAAAACUUACUCUGAUGAGGUUUUAUUGCUAAAGUUGGUAUGUCACUGAAAAGGCACCAACCUUCUCAUUGCCGUUGCAGUUGUCACAUAGAUAUAUCAUUUGCAUCUCCUGCCUUGGCCACUGUCUCAUCUUUCUUAAUCUUUUAUCUUUACUUAAACUUUUUUUUAAAUGAGGUUGUAUGUAAAUGAGGUCACCAGGUUCAGAUAACAUUUUUAGCUGGGUUUUCUUUUUAAAUCUUGCACACACCUCUAAUUAUUAUAGAAGUUGAUAUACAAUGAUUCCUCUCCACUCAUAAAUUGGGGCUUGCAGUGUCUGGGCCGAGAAAGGGGUCAUUUUUGGGGGGGGGGAGGGGGGCAGCUCAAUGAAAAUGUGAAAAAGGCAGAUGCUAAGCAUGAGGAGGGAUCAUUAGGAAGGCGGAUGAAUAUAAAUCUGCCAGCAGCACAGUGCCAAAUCACAACAUCACAAUUGUUGGAACAGCUGAGAAGUGGGAAGGAGGCACAUAGCAUUUUUACUGCAGCCCGUACCUCCUGUAUCUGUCACCAGUGCCGGGGCUGUGAGAGACGUAUGUAGCAGCCACCCAGGGAGGACAUCCUGGCUUGUGUGAGACUGACACCUAGCCUCUUCAACAGCAGGAAAUUCAGCUCCAGAAGGAGAUUUGGCAUCCCAUGUGCUGUAAUGCUAAGAGAAGAAGAGGAAUGGGGACUUCAAUGCAUUAUUGCUCUGCUGUAGUAACUAUUAUACCGCCGUCUAUUUUAAUUGUUAUUUGAAUAUAUACAGGCAUUGCCCCCCACUUACACGGGGUAAUGGGCAGUGCCCCCGCAUGCAUCAGUGAAAUUGCAUAAAGUGAGGAGCAUCCUGCUUUAAUAGGGUGUGAAUGGAGGACCCCCUGGAAAUCUCUGCUUGGUAUACGUAGUGUUGGGCCAGAGAAUGAGAAACUUCCAUUGGAUUGUCUGCUGCAAAUGUUGCAAGUAAGUGCUCUAACUUAGAUAGGACAAGUGAAAAAUAGGCGAAGCUCUUGGCUUCCUAGAACAGGGGUUUCCAAAGCGUGGUCCACAGAUCACCAAAGGUCUGUGAGCUACACUUAGGUGGCAUGUGGCCCCAGCUCUGUGGAGCAGGAUAGCUGUGCAGGUGAGCAAUGGUGUGCUCCAUUGUUCUUAGAACGAGCAGAACGUGACCAAGGUGGCGAGGUGCCUUUUGUCUUCCCAGAGGGACAAAGCUGCAAUUGGUAGCAACAUGGGGGAUGGUCCCGACCGGGGAAAGAGGCUGACAAGGCACUUAAGGAGCAGAGUGUCAGUGCAUGGGCAGAAUGAAUGCUGACUCCGACUGAAGACUCAAGCUGACAUAGAUUACACCAAACAUUGAAGAAUGUUUAACAUCUCCAUUGCUUUUAAAUUGCUUUUAAUUGUAUUUGUACUUCUUUUUCUUACCAUGCUGAAUUCCAUAUCCUUUUUUUAAAAAAAAAAAAAGUUGAGCAUUUAGUGCAGCAGAUUACAAAUGGUAAACAACAGGCAGAAAAACCAUUAAGUGGUCUGCCAAGACACUUACCAAUUUUCAAGUGGUCUGGUUGAAAGAAAGGAGAACCACUGUACUAGAAUGAAAUGCUCCUGGUAGUAGUAAUUAAAGGGACAUGGAGUUGAGGACAGUGACAUUUACAUUGUGUACCUCGCUGCGUCAGUUUACUUACAUUAUUGAUGCUUGCGUGGCUUCUGGCUAAUACGUUCACCAUGUUCUAUAUGCAAUUCUAAUGAAGUUUAAAUUCUGCAGAAACGCCCUAAACAACUAGAGCUGCCGUUUAGUUCAUUUUCUUCAAACCCCACCCCUCAACAUAACCAUGAACUUUAUGGUCCUCUUAAUAAUACUUCGCAAGUUGAGUGUGCUCUCAUUUUGCCUGUUGAGAUUUUAUUUUUAUUUUUACAAUAAUUUCACUCUAGACGCACCAGAGGAUAGGAUGCACCCAGUUUUUAGAGGGGGAAUGCAAGAAAAAAAAGUAUUCUUUAAAGGGAGCACUGAGCAUAGCCUGUAUGCAUCCCAGGCUCUGCUCAGCGCUCCCUUUCACUAGCCGCGUGGAGUGUGUGUGUGGCACUUGCAGGCUUUCCCCCGGCUCUUGGGGGCUUUUCUGGGAGGUGGGAGAAGGGAUAGAGCCAUGCGCUCUCUCCCUUCCCCCACCUCCCGCAAAAGCCAGGGAUAGCUGCACGAAGCCUCCACAGGGCAGCGGGAUGAAGGCUCUCUGUGCCCUGCGGUGGCUUCUCGCGAAGCUAGAACAGCUAGAGGGAGCGCUGCGCAGUGCUCCCUCUAGCUGUUCUGGCUUCUGGGGUAGCCCGCAAAGCCUCCGCAGGGAAGCGGGAUGAAGGCUCCCCACUCCCCUGCAGAGGCUUCACGCAGCUAAGCUAGAAGCUAGAACAGCCAGCGGGAUCGCAGCGCAGCGAUCCUGCUCGCUGUCCUGGCUUCUGGCUUAGCAGUGCGCAGCCUCUCCGGGCAAGGGGAGCCUUCAUUCCCUGCUCGGGAGAGGCUGCGCACGGCUAAGGCUCCCCCAGGAGCCGCGCUCCCUUUAAAGAGCCGUGGAGUGUGUGUGCGGCUCUUGGGGGCUUUUCCCCGAGGAGGGAGAAGGGAGCAGAGCCUCCUGCCUGCAGUCACUCCAUAAGAUGCACACACAUUUCCCCUUACUUUUUAGGAGGGAAAAAGUGUGUCUUAUAGAGCGAAAAAUACGGUAUAUACCACAUUUAAGGUAGACCUCACAAGGCAGUUUACAUAACAUUAUUUCAAUAAUAAGCAUCAUUUUUUUAAAAAAAACUUGCAAUGGAAUGUAAAAGGCAACUUGUUUGUUUUGAAAAAAUAUGUAACCGCCCCUUCUUAUUUGGCUCAGGGUAAGAUGGUUCUGCCCUAUCCAUUCUUAAGGAAAUCAGCCCUGAGUGCUCACUGGAAGGACAGAUCUUGAAGCUGAGGCUCCAAGACUUUGGCCACCUCAUGAGAAGAGAAGACUCCCUGGAAACGACCCUGAUGUUGGGAAAGAUUGAGGGCACAAGGAGAAGGGGACGACAGAAGACGAGAUGGUUGGAAAUUGUCCUUGGAGCUACCAACAUGAGUUUGACCAAACUGCGGGAGGCAGUGGAAGACAGGAGUGCCUGGCGUGCUCUGGUCCAUGGGGUCAUGAAGAGUCGGACACGACUAAACAACAAAAAGAUGGUUAUGCAGACUUCCCUGGGGUAACAGAUGAUGGGGCACUAUGGGAGCUGCAUGGGGACAGUUCCUUAGACUUCUUUCUUUCUUUGAGCCAGCGAACUGGAAGGAGACACUGAAGGAAAUCAGUGGUCCCUUAGACAUUUGAGAACAUAGCUGGUCCUUGUGCGUAUCCUUGGUUUUCAGAUACCCUGUUUAUAAAAUGAUACCAAUGCCAUGGGAUGACUUUUUAGGCUUAACAUCUGGGUCUGGGAAAACUAAACAAAUCACAGUUUGUAUAUAACAGCCCUGUCUGUCGUCUUGCUAUUUUUUGUGUGAAACACAACAGUUUUGUGGAGGAGCAGAACAAAGAAGAGGAAACUUUUUCCCCCUUUGAUGCAAGUGAUGGGAAUACCGUCUCCAUUUCAAAUCUUAUCUGCUCUGCAGAUUAGCUCUGCCUGUUUUUCAGUAAUGUUUAUAUUUACUUUGAGAAGUUGUGAAUGUUGUUGCAGCUUUGCAGUCUGUUCUGCAGUGUUAACUAAUGUUCUGUAAAGGAACUUGUCCUUUUGUUUUUUACAGUGAAGUUAUUUCUUCUAUAGAAGUAAUACAGUACUAGAAUUUCUGUGCUCUGAAAAUUCAGGCAGAUGGUGUUUUCUUUCUUGAGCAUGCAGUGAAGCUCCCUAUGGCACAAAAAUGUCUUUACUUGAUGAAGAAGCUGCAGGACAUGAAAUGUAUAGGAAUUAAAUUAGUCAAAAGGGACUGAUACAGAUAAGAGGAUUGGAAUCUGUGCUGGUAACAGCCCAGGCCUGGACUUGUAGCCUUUUGAUUUGGUUUGCAUGAUGUCUGGGAUAGUCAUGGGCUGUGUUUUGUCUUGGUUCAGUGUGAGAAUGUUCAAGCCAUUUGUUGCUUUUUUAGAGAAGGUCUUUGUAACUGACUUAAGUAUUGACUGCUGUAUACCAAAUACAUGCAGAUAACAGCUUUGUAAUUGUCUGGUUCCUUUUUAAGUUAUUGGGGCAGUCAAGAGUUUCUGAAUGUAGCAUAAUUGACUUCCUUCAUUUUGGUUUGAUAUACUUUCUCUUUCUUAAACUUACUCAUUUGUAUAUUUCUGCUCUUUGGGUUUAUGCGAUAAUCAGAUUCAGAAUUAAUUGCUGUUUUGCAGAACAAUGCCAAUUAUUGUGCCAUCCAAACCCGAGAUCCAUUGGAGGGGGCUAGGAUACAGCAGAACUGGUUCUGUCCCAGAUACCAGGAAGGGACCUUUGGGCCUCCGGGCCUCUCCAGAGGACGGGAGAAACUGGCAUCCUCAGGAAUAGGCCUUUUUUGUACUAGAUUGUGGUGGCUAAACCUGAGGUGGUCCUGUGCAUUCGUGAUGGGGGCCUGGAUAAGGAGUGCAGCAGGAAAUGGUACACAAAUGCUGUUGAGAAGAAUAGCACCCUGGGCACCCCCCAUUGGGGAUUGCAUGUUCGAGUGAUGUAAUAACACUGUGUGCUUGGGAGAUCAAGUUUGUUCAGGCAUACCAUUCCAGGAGGCACUGAACAAGAAGGCACUCACACCUAUCAUGUCUUAUGAGCCAGUGCACGGCAGUGGUGUUGGCACCCUUACAGAAGGGACACACUAAUGGAGUGGGGAACACAGGUGGUGGAUACUGGGGUUACUUCAAGCAUAGUGGUCAUGCCUCUUCUCCUUCAGUCUUUUUGUCCAGUUCCUGUUAAUCCCAUGCUGACCCAGAAUGUCUAUGACAGUCAGCAGAAUGCUGGUGACCCAUCUGCACCUGUGAGCAUGGUGGUCCGGCAGAGGAAGUGGUGGAGGGUGUGGAAGCUGCCUGCCUGGUCUGCCCAUCCAUCCCUUUCCUCUUUUUCUUUAGAGCCCCAACAGUGAAAGUGAGUUUCGUGCAUGUCUUCCUGUGUUCCAGGGGUAGCCCCUAUGGGCUUCUUUGUUGGGCACAGGGAUGGUUCCCUGGACCCGGAUUAGUAAUGCCCCUUCCUUUGGUCCCCUUGCAGGCAUUCUUCCCAUCGGCCCAGCAGCCUUUGUGAACAUAGUGGCUGGGCUCCCUCCGGCUGCCUGCCUGCCUUCUCUGGCCACCCUCCCAUAGCACACACCAAUGCUGGUUCUCAUACUGACACUGCUCUGGGUAACCACAGAUGCCUCCAAAGCAGCUGUGAGGCAGAACCUGAGUGGCCAGUGGUGACUGUGGUAGAGUUGCACAGAGACAUUGCGGUGGGGCUCUCCUCGCUGCGGGGGGGGGGGAGGGUUCUGUGGUAGGGGAAGGUGGUGGUGCCAUGUCUGAUGCUGCAUAGCAACAAGGGUGCCAGAAUGCCCCUCUGAGCAGGCUGUGGAGCCAGGCAAUAGUCCACAUUUGCAUAAGGCAUUUUGUUUGCAGUAAAGGCUUGUUUUUGCAUUGGCCCCUGUGAAGUGCCAGGUUUCCUUGGUCUGAUGUGGGGAUCAUUGAGUGCUUGCACUGCUGGCAGAGCCAUGUGCAUGAGUUCUGCGUGUGCUGAUGGUUGGCCACGUGUGUUUUGAGUGAGGCAAGUGUUCCUUUUAGGUGGUGUGUUUGGAUUGGCUGGCAAUGGCAGCAUUGCUGUGAAUGUCAUGGGCCUGUGUUUGGGGCUUCUGCUGAGCUCUUAAGUUUUUAGCUGGCUUCAGAUUCUUUUUUCUCUGGCAGAGCGCAUGGAUUUUUUUUAGCAAAGUGGCCUGCUCAACUACAAGCUAAAUACUAAAUACUAAAGGCCCUUGUAUGUGUAAUUGAUAUAUCCGAAUAUUUUAAAUUUCCUAUAAUUUAAACUUUAAAAGCAUUAAGGCUUACUCAGCUCUGCAACCUUGUAAAUUUCUGUUGUGCCUUUCUUUCUAACACAAGCUUCCAUGGCAGCUAUCAACAUUUCUUCAUCAUAGUAAAAGAAUUAUCUACACAACUUAAAAAUGAUUUCUAAUUGGGAGGCCCAGGCUAAGUUAUCUUAGCACUGAGAUCAUCUCAUGUUUAAGAGUGAGGAUUGAUGUUCAUUAUAACUCUGCUAAUAACAGGUUCCUUUUCCCCACUCCUUGUGAGCACUCUGCAUUUGUGACUAAUGAAUUGCUGGAGUUAUUUGUCAUGACCAGAAACUGCAAUCUCUUAUCAACACGCAACCCACAUUUGUAAGAUUUGCAGUGGUGAAUCUAAGGAACGGAGCAGAAAACAGCUGCCGCACACUGAACCUCAACCUAAAUGUCAAGGAUUAUAUCUUGAUACUUCUGUGGUUUGUGGAACCCAUACUAUUAGAAUGGAGUGGCAGCAAAGCCUAGACUUAUUUACUACUAAGGCAGGGUUAAGGAUAGGACUCUGGAGUAUACUAUCAUUUGAAUUUUCCAGCUGAAAAAGUAGCACUGUAAUGUUGGAAAUGAGUGCUGCAGACGGGCUAUAGCCCGUUUCAGAUAUAGGCUCCGUUGCAUGCAUAAACAGACCCUUGGUGUUAGAAUAGAUAUCAGCCACUUAGUAGGCCUGACUGUGUUUGAUCAUAUAUCUAGGUUCUGUUCCUUGCAGGGAUAAUCAUGGGUCAGACCGGAAAGAAAUCUGAGAAAGGACCAAUUUGCUGGAGGAAGCGUGUAAAAUCAGAAUAUAUGCGACUUAGGCAACUCAAGAGAUUCAGACGGGCAGAUGAAGUAAAGGUAACUAAGACACCUAAUCCCAAUAAUAAGGUAUUAAGAUGACUCUUUUUCAGUAUGAAUUUGUUUUUAUACUGUAGUUUUGUAGUAAAAUAUUUUGCUUUUGACUUUCACCCUGUAUUCUCAUAAAAGGGCAACCAUGAGAGCAUUCAGCAUUAAAAUGAGGCUGUCCCUCGUUGAGUUUUAACAAUUGCUCAUGUUGUGAUCUAUUUAGUUCUGAUGAUACCCUGACUCUGGAAUACCCUUCUAGGGAGCCUUAACCAGUGCUGACAUUACAAUUUUUUUAGAACACCAGGUUUAAAAAGUUAUUCCCUUGGGCAUUUUAAAUUGUUGUUAUGGCCUCUGUUCUGCCUUUGUAUCUCUGUUUUGUUUUGUAUUUUUAUUGUCUCAAUCAGGAAUUACUGUGAAAAUAAGAAAGGGGGGGCACACACCAAAUGUUAUUCUUGCUCAGAGCACAAUAUUACCAACAAUGUACAACAAUAAAAAUACAUUAUAAUUCUAAUGCAACAGAAUAGCCCUCAAACAUUGAUAACAUUGACAAUUAUUAUUAUUAUUAUUAUUAUUAUUAUUAUUGCAUCCCCUUGGCUCCGUGCCCUGUGCAGGGGAGCUGCCUGCACAGCCCUAAAUCCAGCACUGCCUGGAAUCCAUUUGAGCAAAGGGCAGUCUAGAUAUUUUAAAAAUAAGUAAGUAAAUAGCUGUUUUCCAUUCAGUAUUGUUGUCCCUUUUAGAAAGAUUCAUAUACUGCAUUGGCAUUAGAAAAAGUUAUACUUAUAUAUGCAAAGUGCAUAAUAUCUUACCACCCUCAGUACAGAAAUUGGAUUUUUGCAACAGAGCAACUAUACUCUAAAGAGCCCAAUGGGAUUUCUGACUUUGAACAGUGGACAGGAAAUCUUGGGCUCAUUGGCCAGCCCCAAAUUAUAAUUACCAUAUAAUGCAAGUGGAGUAAGCAGAAUGAAUGGUGUCCUGCAAAAUUUAAUUUAAAAUAUUAUAUUUGUUGAACACAAAUUUAAGUACCUUCUAAAGGUGAUGCUUUAUUAAAACAGCUUUCAUCUUUUUGAACUGUUUAUUCACUUUAAUAUUGUUUGGAAAGAACUGUACUCUGUAACUUUUCAGGACCUCUUUCCCAUAGCAUCAGUCAGCCCUCCUGUUGCCAGUUGCUCCUAGAAGUCUGGGAACAUGGAGUGGCAUCUGGUACAGUGUGAGGGCCUGCGGUCAGAAAUCAAAGUUGUAGACAGUCCAAUGCUCUAGGUGCGAACAUGUGGUUCUUUAAUCAAUAUCUUAAAACAAUAACCCUGAUGGUAAGCUAAUAUUACCCAUAUAUUGCAAGGGGUGUGGGCUGUGAGAGAUGGUUGCCCAAAGCUGUCUGGAGAGAUUCCUAGUUCAUAAGUCAUGUUCUUAAGCUCUACAUGACACUAGUUCGCACCUGGUUUUGCUGUCUAUAGCAUUGACAUAAUGAAGUAUGGUAUUGUAUGUGCAUAGCUCUUGGUCCAUCUUUAUAUGCUGCUUAGCAAGUCUUGUGAUUGUCCAUAGUAGAAUGCCUAAAUUAGUUUACCUCUUAUUUUGUCAGAUGCAAUGAAAAUAUUCUAGUGGACUAUUUUUGAGAAAAGGUGUGUCUGAAAAUCAGUACGGGUCAAGAGUUCUUAAGCAUCAUUGUUUUUAGGACCUUGGGAACUUGCCUAGUGCAAAUAGUGCAAACCUCACGGUUCUGCGCAUCUUGUUUUAAGCUCCUGGAGUCCAGCAUUUUGUCAUUAUUUGCUUUUGAAGAAUAUAUUAGUUGUUUUCUUUCAUUUUUUAUAUUGUCAGAGACCAUCUGAAAAUAUACUGUGGACCACAGUUUAAGCACUCUUAAGGUAGAUGAUAAAAUACCCUUGCCUCCUGAAAUAUCUGGACAAUAAUGAAACCUCUAGCAGUUUUGGUCAGAUGCAUAUGACAUAGUCAUCAGAAGCUGCUUUAUUCUGAGUCUGAUCAUUGGCCGUGGGUGUCAGGGCUGAACCGGGGGUCUUCUGUGUGCAAAGCAUGUGCUCUGCCACUGAACUACAGUGAAGUCAAACUCCAGUGUUUCAGAUGGGAGACUUUCCCAGUCCUGCUUGACAAUGCAGGGGCUUGAAUCUGAGACCUUCUGCACGCAAAGCAGAUGUUCUGCUAUGGAGCUAUAUCCCUUCCCUGUCUUUCACAGUCAGACGAGCAUUCUUUUUAGAUACCCAAAUAACUUUACAAAUGCUUAUGGGUUCUCGGUUCUUAAAACAUUAUUUUAUUUCCAGAGCAUGUUUAAUUCUAAUCGUCAGAAGAUCCAGGAAAGAACAGAAAUAUUAAACCAAGAAUGGAAACAACGCCGGAUACAACCUGUGCACAUCAUGACUUCUGUGAGCUCAUUGCGUGGGACCAGGGAGGUUGGUUAACAUGAUGUGUUUGCUUGAAAUGUUGUUAGAAAGUACACAUUACCUUUACUAUGUAUGGUGUGCACCAUACCUAAGGAACAACCCUAUCUGAGUAAAAGCAAACAUUUAUAAGCACUUUUCAAUGUUAGCAUUUCUUUUUGAAUUAAAACUGUUCACUUUAUCCCUUCGAAAUGCACACCUUUGUUUGUCAAGUCAGGUUUUUGCUGCUGUUUAAAAACAACGUACUACUAGUAGUGUAAUUGUAUCUCUUCUUCCAGUGUUCAGUCACCAGUGACUUAGAUUUUCCAAAGCAAGUAAUUCCCCUCAAGACUCUGAAUGCUGUUGCUUCAGUACCCAUAAUGUACUCUUGGUCUCCCCUUCAGCAAAACUUUAUGGUAAGUGAAAUACGGGACUAAACCAACUGAAAUGGAAACCAGCAAAAGAGUCUGCUGAAUAAUAGUUGAUGCCGUCUUUCUAGUAUAGUGUGACUCUGCAGUGCUACUAUGCCCAAUAAUAGUUUUAAUGGUUCAGCAAACCUCAUUGUGUGUCAAAUUGAUUCGUGAUAAAAUUAAUUUUAUUAUUUGCAAACGCUGGAUUUUGCAGAAAGCAUCUGAAUGCAUCUUUUGAGUAAAGUCACAGUGCCAUAAUUCUUCUUCAUGGAUGAAUAAAUCUGGGCAUUUCUGUUUGAGGAAUUUUUUACAGAACUUGCACCAAACAUUUAAGAAAUGUAGGAAGUGUUGGCUACUCACUGAUGCUUUAUGGUCUUCAGAAGCUGAUUCACAAAAGGACUCAAUUUUGGACAGAUAAUUUGGCAUCCAAUAGACAACUCAGAGUAGCCAGAAUAAAGAAUUAAAUUAGAAGAGUUGCAUUGAACUGUGCUUCUCGGCUGAUGGUAUGGUUCGUAAGGUAAGUGGGAAGGGAAGCACAUUCAGUGUCUUUCUCGCGGACUCUCCUUCGUUAGAGGUUUUAAAGCAAAGGUUGGAUGGCCAUCUGUCAUGGAUACUUUAGUUGAGAUUCCUCCAUUGCAGGGGGUUGAACUAGAAGACCCCCAGGGUCCCUUCCAGCUCUAUAAUAGCAGGUCACCUGAAGUCAUUGUGAUGUCAGGGGAUUGGCAGAUGACUCUUCCCACCAGUUAAAAUUAGCCUGCAGAGGGUGAGAGAGGUAAGGAUGUGGCCCACCAGCCUGAUCCAAUUCCCUUUCCCCAUUUAAAAAGAGGCAUUUAAAAAGAAUCAUUAAGCCUAUUUUUAUUUGCUUUUAUUUUCUGUUCGAAAAAUGACACCUCCAACAAUAAAUAAAUAAAUCAUCCAUUAAAACCAGUAUUAAACUAAACAGAAAAUUUGAAGGGGAGUAUGAAAUGUGUAAAUAAAUUGCUGGCGUUACCAUGUCAGUUGAGCAGCUUGCAAUAGAUAAAACUGAUUUAUAGAAUUGCAUUGACUGUAGCAGGUAUAUAUUUUUGGUUUAGAAGAAAUAGGUAGGCCAAAUGACCCUUUUCUCUACAUAUACAUUGGUACCUCGGUUUAAGAACAGGCCUGUUUACGAACGAUUCAGUUUACAAACUUCGCAAAACCAGAAGUAGUGUCCCAGUUUGCGAACUUUACCUCGGUCUAAGAACAGAAUCCGAAUGGUAGAAGGGCAGCGGUGGCAGGAGGCCUCAUCAGGGAAAGUGUUCCUUGGUUUAAGAACGGUUUCGGUUUAAGAAUGAACUUCUGGAACGAAUUAAGUUCGUAAACCGAGGUACCACUGUAUAGAGAAAAUUUAUUUGAAAAAAGGUAGUAGCACAAAAAAUAAUAUAGUCACAAAAUAAAUAUUUUAUGCAAUAUUUGCAGCAAGGGCAUUCCUUAAUAGACUUCCGCCUUGUGGGAUCUACUUUAUUUCUUUUUGCCAGAACCUAUAUAGAGAAAAAAGAAAUACAUUUAGAAUUAAAUAUUUCUGUGUCCAGGUAUUUGUUUUGUGUACAGGAACUAAGCUGAGCUCCAUCAUCCCAAGCAAAAAUUCACUUCUGGUUACCCCUAGCUAGCAGUAUAAUUUAGAGCAGGGAGACUUCAGUUGGGAGUCCUUGCUAAUCUUUGCAGAUUACCUACAGAUCUAUCAAUAAAUUCCAAUCUACCUUCUGCCCACCCCUCCCUAAAUAAAUAGGUUUUUAAAAGUAUUGUUUAACUAUGAUUUUAUGUAUUCAUACACGCGUGCGCACACACACACACAUUCGAUUAUAAAAUACAAUAUGCCUUUUAUGUCUUAAUAUGAGUACAGAGCUGUUUAAUCUAUGCAAAUGAUUAACUACAGAAGGUCACUCUUCCCUCAUAAAUGCGCAGGAACAUACACAGAAAUGCUGUUACAUGAGCUUCUGCCUCACAUGGUGACUGUAUACUGCUUAUGACUACUGUAAUGCACAUGACUAUGGCAUUUGGGGAAAAUUUCCACUGAAAUGUCUGCUAAAGAAAUUGCUAUGGCCCUUUGUGUAUAUUCUACAAGAUCACUCCUGACUACACCCCUUGCAAUGAUCUGGAUGUCCCUCCUGCACUUUUGUAGGGUCACAAAGUAUGAACUGUGCAAUAGUUUAGCUUACAAAACAGUUCAUUACAGUGAAUGCUCAUUGCACAGCAAUUUCUACUACAAGCCUAAAGGAAAACGAGUAAAGACCAUUUAGACCAUUGCCCAAUCCAGAAUCUAGCAUGUGUGCUGGCCUCUUUGUUUCAAUGGAAAAAUCACAUGCAUGUGUACAAAGGAAUGUGCAGUUGGCUUUGCUGAUUCUGUUCUUAAUGAAAGGGACAUCGCUUUCAGAUGAGAGGAGGAAGUAGAGAUGAGGUACCAUUCUUAGGAGACCUUGCUAUAUAGAGGUACCAUAUAUUAGUGGACGGCUAUGGAAUUUUGAUUAAGUAUCCAUGGAAUUCUUGCUUUUGAUGUGAGUUGUUGGUUGCUUUGCUUUUUGGCUUUGCCGUGCCAAGGAUUGAUGAGUGAUCAAAAUUUGUGCUUGCGGUGAGAGACUUCUCUCCCCCCCCCCUUUGUUAUAUUUUUUACCUUAUGUCUAGGUAGAGGAUGAGACAGUUUUACAUAACAUUCCUUAUAUGGGAGAUGAAGUGCUUGACCAGGAUGGAACUUUUAUUGAAGAAUUAAUCAAAAACUAUGACGGAAAGGUGCACGGAGACAGAGGUGAGUUCAGAUGUGUAUGUUUGUAAGUUGACUGCUACUGAUCGCCAGUCUGGGUGGCCUGUGCUGUUCUGAGCUUAACUACCUAAAAAGCCAACCACGAUAUAAAAGUCUCUGAAAGGACCAUGCUCAUCUCUUUCAUUUCAUAACACGUGCCUUGCAUCUGGUAAGUGAGCUUACUACUGCACCUGUAUAUGGGGAUAGACAAAGACCACAAGAAGGAAUACAUUGCUCCCUUGUCUAUAUAGUUGCACAACCCACCUGCCUCUCCCACUGCAUAUGCUGCUGUGCCUGUUGCCCUUCUCUCCCUCUCCUGCAGGGCUGCUAUGUCAGUCCAAAAAUGGAGCUGAGUGGGAAAUUGGGAAAAAUACUUCUUAAUGCAUGCACAUGAAAGAGUCAGGUGGAGUUCCUGUGAAAACUCUAGCCCAGUUUUGGAAACUUCCUGUUUGAGUUCUGCACAAGCACAGAAUCCAUAUACAUGGCUAAACAGAUGACUGCUUUAAUAUCUAGCGUUAGAUGUGCAACCUGUUCUUUAUAGCACAAUCCUAUUCAUGUCUGCUCAAAAGUAAGUCCCAUUGAGUUCGACUGGACUUAUUCCCAGGUAAAUGGACUAGGAUUGCAAAAAUAAUGCUGCUCUGAAUUAUCUGUGAUUAGAGAUAGGAAUGAUAAUGAAAUAUUAAAUAUCUUUCUGUCUUUGGCUUGGCUACUCUCUCAUUUUCUGCAAGAGAAUUAUCCCAGGACUCAGCUAUAAAGUUGCAAAUAUAACGUUUUAAGUGCAUGAUACAAAUGUGACACUAGAUGGCGAUGGUGAGCUAAUGGGAAAUUCAAUAUAUAUAUUACAAUUUUUUUUAAAAAAGGCAUGUUCACAGUGUUUUUUAUAUAUGUCUAGAUUCAGCGCAAAUAAAGUUCUGUGUUGUGUCCUGAAAGACUAAAAAAGCAUAGUUGAAGAGAAAUAGCUACAAGAUCUUAUUCAUGUCCAUUUUCCUGUGUUUCCAAAGUUAAUUUACUUUUAAUGUUUUUUUCUGCGUGGUGAGCUAUGCUACCUGAGGAUAUGCACAGCCUGUUUGCAAAUGCAUAUCUCUUCCAUUUAUGUCUAUACCUGAUUUCAGAAUGUGGGUUUAUCAAUGACGAGAUAUUUGUGGAGCUGGUCAAUGCUCUUGGGCAGUAUAGUGAUGACGAAGACGAUGAAGAUGACGACGACGAUGGUGGCGAAGACGACAAUCUUGAUGGGAGAAAUGAAAAGCAAAAGAACCGAGAGGCCAGCAGAAUAGGUAGGUUAAUAUGGUGCAAAGACAUUUAUUUAAAUGCCUUUCCCCUUCUGCAGAGGUGGGAAUGUAUUAGAAUGGUCCGCUCUCAGAUGGUGAUGGCUCCAAAUGGUUUUCAGAUGGCUCUGGGGGAUUUUCCAGCUGAUAUAUAUGAGUGGCUCUCCUGUUGAACCCCUGGGUAAUUUGUGGAAUACAGAGGACCUAGACCAUGGACAUAAUUGCUUCUGAAGGCCUUCCUCCUGUUGGGCUUCCCCUCAGGCCCGCCCUCAGGCUCUAGCCUGAGGGGGGGGCCUGAGCUGAGGGCAACAAAGCAAGCCGUGAGAAGGGUUGAAUGCGGGUGGAGGAAAACACCAGGUGUGACGGCUAAUUAUUGAGCCUACUUGGUGGCAGUGAAGGCAAUGAAGAAGAACCACUUAGUUGUUUUUAUUGCUUUGUUCAUAUGAUGCCUAGAGCGGCUUUUCUUGGUAGUACAGGGCCUCUUACAGUCUCACCUGAAGGGGAAAGGAAUUGACGGUGGCCUGCUGUGACUUCUUUGUGAAGCAUUUGGAGGACAGAAGCCACAUCUGCUGGCAUCUUGACUCCACUGUUCCAUCAGAUGAAUUUCCAGAGGCAUCUGGAACACUUUCUAGGCUUCUUGUGUUGGAUAAGUUUCAGUUAGUAUGGCUUGAAGACACAGACAAGGUUCGGUUGACUGCUUCUGAUCUUGCCCCUCAUGGCUGAUUAAAUCUAGGAAGGAGGGGACAGCUUGUUACAAUCAAAGCCUCCAUGGGGGAGUGGGUUGUCCGUGCCUGCCUAUAUAAAGCAGUGGUAAGAAACUUUAAACCACAGAGCCUAGGACUUGCCGAUCAGAAGGUUGGCGGUUCGAAUCCCCGCAACGGGGUGAGCUCCCGUUGCUCGGUCCCAGCUCCUGCCAACCUAGCAGUUCAAAAGCACGUCAAAGUGCAAGUAGAUAAAUAGGUACCGCUCUGGCGGGGAGGUAAACUGCGUUUCAGUGCUCUGCUCUGGUUUGCCAGAAGUGGCUUAGUCAUGCUGGCCACAUGACCGGGAAGCUGUACGCCGGCUCCCUCGGCCAGUAAAGCGAGAUGAGUGCCGCGACUCCAGAGUCGGCCACGACUGGACCUAAUGGUCAGGGGUCCCUUUACCUUUAAGAAACUUUAAGAAAAUUUCUGUGGACCAGAAAAUCUAAGCAAUCAGUUGCUAGUGUCCCCUUCUUGGACAGGGUUCUUCAGUGUGUGGUCACAGGUCACAUCCAGGCUCUCUUAGAUGAGACUUGAUGUUCUAGAUCAAUUUCAAUUGGAGUUUCGGCCCCGUUUUGGCACAGAAACUGCCUUGGUCACCCUGUAUUAUUAUUUUUGUUGGGAGAAAGACAAUGGGAGUGUAUCCCUGUUAAUUCUCCUUUAUCUCUCCGUGGUUUUCAACACCAUCAACCCUUGUAUUCUUCUGCAGUGAUAUUCAUUGUAUUCUGGAAUGGGCUGUACUUCUUUGCAGUGGUUCCAGAGGUUCCAAUCCUACUUGGAUGACUGUCUCCAGGGAUGGUGCUUGGGAGGAUGUUGCUUUCAGUGUGAAGUGCCAAAUUUUAUUAUCAUAAAAUAUAUGAUAAUAUAUUUUAGUAUGUCAGUCUCUGGUAAAUAGCACCUUGUACCAUUGAAUGACACUGCAAAAACCAGUUACUGGCACUAAAUAUAUAGAAACCUCAACUGUUUAAAUCAAGGCCACCUCACAUGCUGUUACACAUAAUUGUAUAGACCUAGUUACUUUUAAGUGUAUAAAGCAUUAAAGCUACUUUCUGUAAAAAAAAAAAAUCACACCGUAUGGCCAAGGGUAUAGAAUUGCUAAGAAUAAGGUCAUAUCAAAAUGGGGGGUGAGGAAGCUAUUACAUAUGGUUGAAAUACAUACAAAUUCAAAUGUUCAUCAAAUUAAAUGAAUAACAUUUUAAAAACUUUUAAACAAAUGUUUUCCGUAGCUCACAUUUCAGAACUGCCUAUGGUGAAUGACACAAUUCCUAGUAAUGUAGCUGGAUAAAAUAUAAAUUAUUCAUUACUUACACUGGCAAUAGCACAGCUUGACUUAUUAUUUACUAGAUUUUUAAAAUGUGGGUUGUAAAAAUGGUUCUUACAUUAGAAUUUACAGUUUGUGGAGAAUAUUCUCCGGAUAAUUUUCUAGCAGAGAAUAUUCUCAUUCUCGAGAAUAUUCUCACCUCACAUCACUAGGCCGGCCAUAUUGGGCCAAUGACAUGCUGGGACAGCUCCAUGGUCAUCAUGGAAGUCAUGAAGUCCUGAGCCACCCCAGGGCCAGUCGCUUUGGCAUGGAACCUCAGAACCAGCAGUCUGGGGCUUCCGGUUCUGGCUGCCUUAAUGGAGCCAGGUCCCACGACAAUGGGAGAUCGUUGGCAUAGAUGAAUCAAGGAUGAUUGAGGAUAAUUAUCCUUGCAAACUCCCCCCACAGGAAUGGGGAAAACAGGCUGCACCUGCAUAUUGUCUCGGUACCUGGCUUUUGCUCUGGCAUGGAAUGCAGGAGGCAGGGAGGCACUGAGUGCAAAAGCACUUCGCCUGUUGGUAACCCACCUACACCACCAUUAAGAAGGUUCUGUUCAUUAGAGAUUAUUUGAGACUAAUGUACAGACGUACGCUGGAGAAGAUGGGAUAAGAUCACAAACUGCCAAAUUGAAACAGCUGCAAGGUCGUUAAGAUUUGAAUUGGAAAUAAGACUUCAUUUGAUGCAAAAGACAGUAUGUAGUAUGGAAAAUCCAAAGUUCAUAGAGGAUUUCUAAACCAUAUUGUUAGAAAAUCAAUUUAUGCUGUUUGGGGAAAAUAUAAGAACUUAUUAGAGAAUAAAACCCCAUGAUAGAUAUCACCAUUGGAAGUGUCAGUUAAAAAAAAAUGGAAAAAGAAUGGGCAAUGUAUAAUGAGUUGACCAUGGAGGGAAAUCAAUUGAAAGUAAAAAAGUUUGAAGACAUAAGGCAUCUGUUAACUGAUUGGCUCCAAUAUCACCAAUUAAAUGACAUCUUUAGGUUGGAUAAAGGGGUUGGUUUUGGUAAAGAAUUUUUGAGAUUACAGAAAUAACUGUUGGGAAAUAAUGAAAAAGUUCUGUAAUACACUGGAAUUAAAAUCUGUAAUACACUGGGCAAAAGAUGUGGGAUAUAAUAUACAACUUGCUUCAUGGGAGAAGUUAUGGAAUGAGGAAUUAAAAUUUACAGCCUGCUGUACGUUAAAAGAGAAUUAUAUGAAAAUGAUGUACAGAUGGUAAUUUGACUCCUACAAGAUUAUCGAAAAUGUAUAAGAAUUUGACCAACAAAUGUUGGAAGUGUAAAGCUAAAGAUACAUUCCAUCAUAUGUGGUGGACUUGGAAAAUAGCAAAGGCCUUCUGGGAAAUGAUUUAUAACUGAAAAAAAGGUUUAAAAUAAUUUUUGUUCAAAAACCAGAGGCCUUUUUAUUAGGUAUAAUAGGAGAAGAAUUACCGAAGGAUAAGGAAGUACUGUAUGUAUGCGACGACAGUGGUAAGAAUGUUAUUUGCCCAGGGAUGGAAAGAAGAAAGAGCCCCAUCGAAAGAAGAAUGGAUAAUGAAGUUGAUGGACUAUGUGGAAAUGGCAAGGCUGACCGGGAAGAUCAGCCACCAAUAGGACAGUAAAUUCAACAAAGAAUGGCAUAAGUUGGCCCCUCUACUAGUCAACUUAUUUACUUUAAUUGACAAAUUCAGGAUAUUACCAGAUGUUUGGCUAAACAUCAUCACUCCUAUAUUAAAAACAAAUGACCCGAAGCAGCCUAAGAAUUACCGUCCAAUAAAUCCUUGGCAAAAAGUAUGAUUUUUUCCUCAAAGUCAUCAAAUUGUCAAAUGGAGACUAGAUAAUCACCCCACUGACCAGGUAAAAUCUUUCAAAUACCUAGGGAUACCUACCAGUCAAAUUUAAACUGAACAACACACAGACGCCGAAUGAUCAUCCAAGCAAAAUGCACCAGAUCUGCGAUUCUUCAUUUUUUCUUCCUCAGAUGCAACCAGAUGGUCCCGCUACAAUAAAUAUUUUUAAUGCCAAGGUCCUUUCUCAGUUAUUGUACAGCAUUCCAAUUUGGAUACAAGCAUUUAAUAGAGAAGUUGAACAAAUUCAAGCAGCUUUUCUGUGUAAGAUCCUUGGUGCCCCUAAAUGUAUGAGUUACUUAGCCUUAUGUGUUGAAACCGGUCAACAUCUGAUGGAAACCAAAGCAUGGCUGACUACAACCAAGGCCUGGCUGAAAGUCCACUUUAGAACAACAGCUAACUCCUUCUUAACCUCUGUGCUUGAAGACCGCAUUUCAUCUAGAUGGUUGAGAGCAAUUCAAGAUAAAAUUUGUAGUUUGGGCACUGCUCUCGAGAGCCUUGAAGCAUGUGACGAAAGUUACAAAUUCCAAAUAAUCGAGCAGCGACUCUACGACUACCAAAGACAGCGCUUGUUACUUCAUACUCCGAGAUCUUGUUCUCCGGCGGCCUUAGGUAUUACAACAUCCUAUGGAACCUGUGCCAAAUAUCUACUACUCCCCUCCCAUUGAAGAGCCUUUAUGUUCACAAGAUUAAAUGCUUUCCCUUCUGCAGUGACCAAAGGCAGAUUCUCACAUACUCCAUAUCAAGCCUGUUUGUGUACCUGCAACCAAGGAGUACCUGAUUCAAUGGACCACAUUCUCUGAGAUUGCUCUCUACACAGCAGACCUCGCCAACCGAUGCUGAGGAAAAUGUUGGACUUCCAGCCUAUAACUCCAAGAAGAAGUCAAAUGAGGUUUCUCCGGGCAGAUCGGGACAAAGAUAUCACUGCUUUAGUAGCCUCAUUUUUAGCCACAAUCUUAACCAAAAGGUUUCCCAGUGAUCCAUCCUUUUGGGGGACAGACAGGGUGAAGCAGAAUAUCUAAGUGCACACGAUCACAGUGUGACCUUAUGACCCUUGACAACUUUUAAUUAUCCCAGUGACUUGAAAUGUUUUAUACUUUAAUGCCAGUAAAGGUAUUUGAUUUGAUUUGAAUGGCAUAACUUUAUAGAAUAUAUUAAAGAACACUGUAAACAUUUAAAAACGUUAGCAGGAUUGACAUACCACUUGUAAUUUAAAGUGACAAAGGAUAAAAUUGAAAUGUAAUAAUUUAGAUAAAUGUAAUUAGAUACAGUUGAAAAAGGAAGAUAAAUUUUGGAAGCCAAGGGAGGGGUGGGGGAAGUCUGGGGGUUCAGGGAACCCCAUAAAGAUACUGAUAUGAAUUAUGGUCAGCAAACUAAGGCCCACGGGCCGGAUUAGGCCCAUUUGCCCUCUGGAUCUGGCCCGCAGACAGUCCUGGAAUCGCCGCUUGGAUCGGUGUGAUCAUUCUGGCUGUGCCAUUUAUUCUUUUAUUUUUUGCAAAUUUUUUCGGGCACCAUUUCCCCCCUCUCCUCACACACACCGGGGGGCGCCUCCUCCUUCCUCCCUCCCUCCUCCUAGCUUCUCCCCGCCCUGUGGAGGAAGAGUGCUGGGCUUUGGUGCCAGCCAAUCCGAAGCCUCGCCACCUGCCCACCAGCCUCUCCGUCCAUGGCUGCGCUGUGGGCAUCAUGACGGGCACAUCACGGAGUUUUGGCUGGAGCUUGGCGCAUCUGCUGGCCCCACAACUGCUGCCCAGGAAAGCUGACCUGCAAAGGAGAGGCACCACCACCACCCAUAGCUGUCAACUUACAGAUUUGAAAAUAAGGGACCAGCAGCCUUGAAAAUAAGGGAUCAACAGCCAAAAUAAGGGACCUGCAGCCUCACCUGUUCCAGGCACUCCAGUCUUCCUGUCCUCCUGCAGUCUGGUCAAACUCAUGCUGGUAGCUUCGAGAACACUGUCCAACCAACUUUGUAACCAGAGGUUCAACUGAAUAGAAUCUGAAUCACAUGCACCACAAGGCCUACGCAGCCUCAACUUAAGAUGGCUCCCCGGCCUGGCUUUGCACUGCAAAGUUUGCAGCAGCACAUGCAACAAAAUGGCGUCCAGCAUUCAAAAAACUCCUCUGCUUGCAUUAACUAGCCACACACACACAGCCUCCCCCCCUCGCCACGAGAUCGCCAGUCACCCACCAUUUUAGUCAACCAGCUCCUUUCUUUUCCCUCAUAAGUUAAUCGAAGGAGCCUCCAGAACAAAUUCAAAAGCCCCCCCCCCACGAGAUCUCCUUUCCUUUUCCCCCACCAUGUGCCCCCGCUCCAGACAGACCUUUUCUCUGGCAAAGGUGAAUGGGCCGUCGAUGACAUAUCCAUCCGAUUCCGAUCUGAGCACUCAGCACAGGUAUGUUCAACUUCUGAGCCCCUCUGAGCCAAAGGCAGAAAGCCCAGCCAGCAGCCAAACAAAGCCUCAAGGAAAACCACCAUCACCUCUCCGCUGGGAAGCGCUGAGCAAAGGCGAGUCCCCAGGCAACGCAGCCGAUUUGAUCAGCACAAGGCAUGCAAGCUCCCAGUCAUUCUUAGACUUCUUAUUGGGUGAGCAACACAGCCAAGCAACACAGUUGGAGCCUCCCUCCUCCCUGGCCGGCAGGGAGGGAGGGAGAGGAGCUGCUUCCUUUGAAAUUUAAGGAACAUCAUUUAAGGGACAUCCGUCAAUAAGGGACAGCAGCGGGACAUGGCGCUGGAAUAAGGGACUAUCCCUCCAAACACUUGGCAGCUAUGCCACCACCGCAGGCAGAGCGGAGGAGGAGGUAGGCGAGCAGGGGGAGGGGCAGGGCUGGGGGAGAGAGAGAACCCCCCCCCGCUGCGUGUGUGCGCGUGCAUGCACAGUCUGGCCCGCCACAAGCUCUGAGGGGUGGUAAACCAGCCCCCUCGUAAAAAAGUUUGCUGACCCCUGGUUUAAUGUAAACAAGUGUGUCUGUGUUUAACAAAUUAUUGUUUUUUGAAACUUUGAAAAUAAAAAUUUUAAAAAAGAAAACAAACAACAGCAACAAAUCCCCCCCCCCCACAAAUUAAAAAGGUAAGACAGGGGAGGCAAUUAAAAACAGUUAAAACAGCGCAUCAAAUACGCAUGUAUUGGACCUUCGACACUUCUCAGCUUGACCUUUGGGCAAAACACCCUCUCCCAUUUACAAGGUGGCUCUGAGACUAAAGGACCCCUGACAGUUAAGUCCAGUCGUGAACGACUCUGGGGUUGCGGCACUCAUCUCACUUUACUGGCCGAGGGAGCCGGCGUUUGUCCGCAGACAGUUUUUCCGGGUCAUGUGGCCAGCAUAACUAAGCCGCUUCUGGCAAAACCAGGGCAGUUCACGGAAACGCCGUUUACCUUCCAGAGUGGUACCUAUUUAUCUACUUGCACUUUGACGUGCUUUCAAACUGCUAGGUGGGCAGGAGCAGGGACCGAGCAACGGGAGCUCACACCGUCACGGGGAUUCAAACCGCUGACCUUCCGAUUGGCAAGCCCAAGAGGCUCAGUGGUUUAGACCACCUUCAAUAUUUACUGUGUUUUGAGAUUCCUGCAUUGCAGGGGGGUGGACUAGAGGCCCACCGGGGUCCCUUCCAACUCUACUGUCAGGGAAGAGUUAGAAGUUUCCAGUUUCUCAGAGGGAGAAAGCAUUCCCCAAGGGGGGAAGGAGAGCAGUGAAUCUAACAGAAGGGAGCAAGAGGAACAACAGGGAGGGACCGGCUGUUCCCAGGAAAGGCAAGGGUUCAGUUCUAGCUCAGAUUGGGAGGAGGGGAGAUACAAGCCAGCUCUAGCCAGGAGGGUAGGAAAAAGAGCAGGAAAGCGAAGGGAAGGGCACCUUUGCCAUUUUGAAGGUGGCUGAUCACGGAGAAGCAGAGCUCAGAAGGUAUCUGAAAUAAGUGACUCUGAGGAAGAAUAGUUAAGAACCGUUUAUAAGAUUGUUUUGUUAAUACACAAUAAAAAGUUUUAUAAAAGAACAAGAAGCGUUUGUGUAGUGAUCUGAAGAGGACAACGACCAGUCCUGACAUCUGCGUUUCCAAGCUUGGAGAGUUUUUCAUAGAACACUACUAUAGAAUCCAGCUGCAUAGUCCUCACUGUUGGUAUCAUUUCAACUACCUCAUUAGGCAGUCACAUGAUGGCUGCAAACUUGACUCGCACACUUCUGCAGCAACUGCCUUUGCUACAGAAGGUCCUUUCUCUUCUACACACAGCUACUUAACCUGUCGAUCCAAAGUUAAGUAGUGGAGAGCCCAUUGGGAACAUAACUGUGAAUUUUGCUUCUGGUUUCAGUUCCUUGGAGGUGUUGAAGGCCCUCCUUGGUAGGUGCCUCCAGCUGAUCACAGGGACCAGUUUUCUGGAUCAGGGUCUUGAGCCCUCAGUUUUCUCUCUCUUUUCCCCUUUCCUUUUCCACGGCUCCAGUGCCUCCUGCUUGGCUUUCAUCCAAAAUAUUGCUGUAAGUCCAGCCCAGGGAGAGGCUACAAGCAACAAUAACAAUUCUGACCUCCUUUCCUGUUUUCUGAGGCUGCUCUUAAGACCCUUCUCAGGACUCAACCUUCACAGUAGGAUUCAAAUAAUCCUGUCUGGGUCAAGGGCAGCUCCCAGUGGCCCUGGUCUCAUGCUGAUGGUUGAGUGCACCUGAUCUAGGUAUAAAACUUGAACUUGCUGUAACCCCAGAGCAUAGAGUGGGACACAAAUUCUAAUAAGUGUGCUCAUCUGCGUCAUGAGAUGAGAGUUAAUUAAGCAAUCAGCUGUUAUAGAAGAAUAAAAACAGAUUGCUUCUGAUAGCUCAAAUUCUCAUUUUCUCUCUCUCCAUCGAUGCCAUGGCAAAACAGUAGAAUAGUUUGGAACUUUGCCUGAGUGUUGGCGUAGGGGAGUAAGUUGCCCAUACUGCAUGGCAACUGUGUCAAAGCAGUCAUAAGUCAAGGAAAUAAGAACAGGUAGGGCAUUCUUUGACAAUAAGGAAAACCAGAUUGCUUGGCUGCGUGUACCUGGUCUUGCCCUGGUUCUGGAAGGCACACAUUAAAGGCAAGUGGAGUGCAGAUUACUAUAGAAGGGGGGGAAAUAAUCAUAGUGGGCAUUUAUGCUCGAAUAAUAAUAAAUAAUAAUAAAUAAUCAGAGUUUUUCAAGGAGCUGGAAAAGAAGUUAUGGAAUUAUAUUGGGGAGAAUAUUGUUCUUAUGGGAGAUUGGAAUGGAGUGGUCUCGGUCGAAUGGGAUAGAACUUUUAGAGGGAAACUUACAAUGAAGGUAAAUUACCGCUCUCCUUUUUCCAGAUGGUGGACAAUUUUGACCUCUAUGACUCAUGGAGAAUUAAACACCCUAAUGGGAAAGAUAUUACACACUUCUCGGAAGCUAAAAAAUCAGGGGGGAGGUUAGAUGCUAUUUGGAUCUCUAAAGGGCUGACCCUCUUCUUAGAAAAAGCAGAAAUUCUGGGAAGGACUAUAUCAGACCAUAAUCCAGUAACAAUACAUAUGGAAAUUAAAAAGCAAACAAAGGGAAGGUGGAGGAUGAACGAUGAGAUAUGGAGAGACGACCAAUGGGUGACGCAAGCAAAAAUCAAGUUAGCUGAAUUUUUCGAGAUAAAUGGGAAACAAAAUACAGAUAUAAAUGUAGUUUGGGAUGCAAGUAAAGCGUACAUGAGGGGUCUUGGAAUACAACAAAUAGCUAGGCUGAAGAAGAUAAAAGACAAUAAUAUCCAAGAGCUAACUAAACAGAUAAGAAUUAAUGAAAAAGAGCUGAUCAAAAAUCCAAAAGGUCAUGAAAUAUUACAAAAAAUAAAGAUAUUGCAAUCCCAUAUCUCUAGUAUAUUAAAUAAGGAAGUAGAAAAUAAAAUUAAAUGGGCAAAACAAAGGUAUUUUGAGUCCGCCAAUAAGCCCAGUAAGUUGUUAGCAUGGAUGAUAAAGGAAAAGCAAACAAAAAAAGUUACAAAUAAAAUUUUGGACCAAGGGGAGGAAAUAACACCCAGUAAAAAUAAAAAUAAAAUUCUUAAACUUUUAUAAAGAUUUGUAUAAACAAGAACAUUUAGAGGUUAAUAAAAUGGAAGAGUAUUUACAACAAAAUAAAUUACCAAGAAUUGAAAAAGAAGUUGAGGCCCUAAACUCCAAUAUAGAAAUAGAUGAAAUAGCACAAGUAAUAAAAAAAAUGAAGAGUGGCAAAUCGCCAGGUCUUGACGGAAUCACAUUAAUGUACUAUAAGAAUCUGGAAGAAGUAUUUCUCCCUAUAUUACAAAGAAUAAUGAAUAAUAUACUGGGAGGGAAAAAUAUACAACAAUCAUGGAAAGAAGCACUGAUCACUCUAAUCCCAAAACAGGGAGUGGAGUUGACAGACAUGAAAAAUUAUAGACCAAUCUCCCUGUUGAAUACAGACUAUAAAAUCUAUGCUGGGGUGAUGGCUAAUAGAUUAAAAAAGACCCUAAACAAAAUAAUCAGCAGAGACCAGGCGGGCUUCUUACCGGAUAGACAUAUAAAAGACAAUACAAGAAUAAUAAUUGAUCUGUUGGAAUAUGUCAAAAUGAAACCAAGUAAAAAGAUGGCCAUGUUAUUGGUUGAUGCAGAAAAAGCUUUUGAUAGAGUAUUAUGGAAUUUCCUAUUGGAAACUUUCAAAGGUCUGGACAUAGGGGAGAAAAUAAUUAAUGGAAUUAGGGCGAUAUAUGAUAACCAAAAAGCAAAAUUGCUAAUAAAUAACGAGAUCACCGAAGAGUUCAGCAUCUCAAGGGGGACAAGACAGGGGUGCCCUCUCUCCCCACUUCUUUUUAUUGCCACCUUGGAACCACUUUUAAUAGCAAUAAGAAAGGAUAAAAAUAUAAGAGGAAUUAACCUAGGAACUCGAUACUACAAAAUUAAAGCCUUUGCCGAUGAUGUAAUUGUAACCACUGAAAAUCCAGUGGAAAGUAUCCAAAAAACGCACAACUGGAAGAAUUUGGGAAGGUCUCUGGGUUCAAACUGAAUAAAGGAAAAUCCAAAUUAUUAACGAAAAAUUUACGUAAGUUGGAACAAGAGGAACUGGAAAAUACAACAGGUUUAAAGGUAGCCAAUAAGGUAAAUUAUUUGGGGGUUUGGAUCACCAAUAAGAAUAUAAACUUAUAUAAGGACAAUUAUGAGAAGAAGUGGAAGGAAAUAAAAAAAGAAUUAGAGACUUGGGGAAAAUUGAAUCUGUCCCUGUGGGGGAGAAUAUCCACAGUUAAAAUGAUGGUAUUGCCAAAUAUGAUUUUUAUGUUCCAAACAAUACCUAUAAUUAGAGGCGUAAAGUGUUUUAAGGAUUGGCAGAAAGACCUUGCCAAGUUUAUUUAGCAAGGGAAAAAACCAUGCAUAAAAUUUAAGCUACUAACAGAGUUGAAGGAAAAAGGAGGCUUCGCGGUCCCUGACCUUAAACUGUACUUUGAGGCAGCGUGCUGGACAUGGAUUAAGGACUGGAUAUUAAUUAAAAACACGGAAGUCCUAGAUCUGGAGGGGUGGGAUAUUGUGUACGGAUGGCAUGGCUACAUAGGCUAUGACAAGGUUAAAUCCCACAAAGGAUUUUUAAAUCAUAUUGUGAGAAGGGCAUUAUAUGAAGUAUGGGAGAGGAGUAAAAAAUCAGUAGUAACCAAAACACCAUGGUGGCUGUCACCAAUGGAAUCUAUGUCGGUUCACAGGAUGAAUAUGAACAGCGAUUGGCUAACAUAUAAGGAUUUAGUAGAGGAAACAAGUAGUGAUCCGAAAAUAAAGGACCUAAGCGAAUUGAAACAGAAGGGAAUAACCUGGCUGGAGUAUUAUCAAUUAAAAGCCGCCCUUGAAAAGGAUAAAAGAACCAAAGGAUUUGACAAAAAAAUAUCCUAUCUGGAGAAGGAUAUUUUAUAUAAUAAUCAAAAGACACUUUCUAAAAUGUACAAACUACUUUUGAAUUGGCAAAGAAAGGAGGAAGAUAUCAAAGAAAUUACAGUAAAAUGGGAGAGGGACCUGGGACAUAAGAUCAAACCCAAUAUUUGGAAUGAAUUAUGGACUAAAAAUAUAAAAUUCACGGCUUGUUUCCGUAUAAGGGAAAAUCUUAUGAAAAUGUACUAUAGGUGGUACCUGACCCCUGUAAAACUUGCAAAAAUAAAUAAAUCAAAUAAUAACAAGUGCUGGCGAUGUAAGGAACAGAUAGGAACAUAGAAGAGAAGAAGAAGAGUUUGGAUUUGAUAUCCCGCCUUUCACUCCCUUUAAGGAGUCUCAAAGCGGCUAACAUUCUCCAUUCCCUUCCUCCCCCACAACAAACACUCUGUGAGGUGAGUGGGGCUGAGAGACUUCAAAGAAGUGUGACUGGCCCAAGGUCACCCAGCAGCUGCAGGUGGAGGAGCGGAGACGCGAACCCGGUUCCCCAGAUUACGAGACUACCGCUCUUAACCACUAUACCACACUGGCUCUCAUACUACCAUAUGUGGUGGUCCUGUCUAGAGAUACAAAGAUUUUGGAACAUGAUUUAUGAAGAGAUAAAGAGAUUGAUAAAAACUACAUUUAGCAAGAAACCGGAAGAAUUUUUACUAGGAAUGGUUUCAGAUAAUAUUCCCAAAAACAAAACUAGGCUAUUUAUGUAUGCAACGUCAGCAGCAAGGGUUAUAGUGGCAAAACACUGGAAAGAUAAAAAUACACCCACUAAAGAGGAAUGGGUAGUCAAAUUGUGCGAGUACUUGGAGCUCGCAAAGCUGGCAGAUGCAAUAAGAGAUAAACCUAAAAAAAUUGGUGAAAGAAGAAUGGGAAUGUUUAAAUAAUUAUUUAGGGGACAAGGGCUCAGCAAGAAAGAUCUGGCUAUGUUUAGAAUGAUACCGCAUAGAGAAAUGUUCCCUGAUACCAAGAUGAGGGAUUCCUUUGGAAUGCAGAUAGAGUCGAUUGAUAAGAAUAAUGAUCUGUUGUGAGCUUGACGGAAGUGUACAAUAGAUGAGCUUUCCUGCUUUGGCUCAUCUUCCUUUUUCCUUUUCUUUUUUUCUUUUUCUUUUUUCUUUUCUUUUAUCUUUCCCAUAAUUGCUUAUGUUCUGUGUCAUGUACUUCGAUUUUUUUGGUAGUUUUUUUUUAGUUUUUUUCCAUUACUAUUAAGGAAUUUUUCUUUGUAAUUUUGGUUGUCUAUAUUUAUAUGUACCUGUUUACAUGUACCUGUUUAAAGCAAAAUGAAAGUUAAAAAAUAAAAAUAAAGGCAAGCGGAAUGAGGAAGCCAAGCACUCUGUCAGCCCCUGCCUUCAGUUUCUAAAGGAGGGGGGAAGCUAAUGCCUUGUCCAUCCCCAGCACUUCCAUUUUCGUUGCCCUGGGGUGAAUGAGAUGUCAGUGUGGAAUUCUGCGUCUGACGCAAUUCAGUUUGCCUGCCCCUUUGAGAAUCAAUGUGGGAAGAUUCUAAGCUUUAGAGAACAUUGCUUGUGUUUUUGUUUCUAUGUAGAUAAAGAGAGUCAUCCUCCUCGUAAAUUUCCUUCUGACAAGAUAUUUGAAGCCAUUUCCUCAAUGUUUCCAGAUAAGGGUACAGCUGAGGAACUGAAAGAAAAGUAAGAUGUAUUUUAUUUAUUUCAUAAAAUCCAUGCACCGUUUGAACAUGGACAUAGCCAAGGGGGACAGGGAGAGGCAGCUGCCCCCCCCCAUGUUUAAAUAGGAAUUGUUGACCAAGUUUUGUACAAAGGUUUACUUUGGUAUGGGAUAUGGAAUCUAAGUAAUUUUGAGAUGACUGGGCAGGGAGUCACUUUAAUGGAACCUUGUUUAGUUUUAUUCUUUUUUAAUUAAAACAUCUCAUGGGUGCAGCUGUAACCUCACAUAGGGUAUUUCUAUAGAUUUAUUAAAUUACCAGAAUGAAUUAUUGCAAGGAGGCGUUAUCCAGCAAAGUUAAGGAAUUCAAAGGCCCAUUGAUAUUGAUAGGCUUGCUGAGCACCUUUAUAAUUCCCUCUCCCUGAAACAAAUAGAAUUUGGCUAGGGCAAUGCCAUCCUCAUAGCACUUAAAGAAUGUCAGCAUUGGCUAUUUGAUUAGGCAACUUCUUCCCUUUUCUUUACAGCAUCACAGAUCAAUGAAAUAAGCAAUGAAGUAAAUGGUUUUAGCCAGACAAAUGUCAUUUAUGUCAAUGCCCAUUAUUUAGAUUAACUGCAUAAGCUGUACUUUUCCUGCAAGGACAAUAAAGCCGGGCUUUUGGCAUAUAAAAUAGGAACGUUUUUACUACUUCUGUAGAUAUAAAGAACUUACAGAGCAGCAGCUUCCAGGAGCUCUUCCUCCCGAGUGCACACCAAACAUAGAUGGACCAAAUGCGAAAUCUGUUCAGAGGGAGCAGAGUCUACACUCCUUUCAUACUCUCUUCUGUAGACGAUGUUUCAAAUAUGAUUGCUUCUUACAUCGUAAGUACUAAAAUAUUUCAGUCUGUCCCUUGUAUUCAAGAAUGUUGAGAUAUUUUGCUUUAUCUGCCCCAAGCCUUGGACUGCCUAUGUCCUUUUAAACAUGUUUGUGGGAGGGGGUGUUGGUUUGUUUUUGUUUUUAUUAUGUAUUUUUAAUUCUCAUCUUAUUUUUUAUGUUGUGAACUAGCCUGUGAUCUUUGGAUGAAGGGCAGUAUACAAAUUUAAUAAAUAAAUUUUAUGUAAAUAAGUCAUGGCUACCCCAGCUGUUAAAAUCAAUAGAAAAGGCUGUAUAUUAAUUGGAACCUGUAAGUGUGCAUGAUUUAUGUCAGCUGCCUAAUUUAUCCACUUUUGUGAGAUGAUUAAAGUUUGAUUUUAUGCCCUUUCUCACCCUGCAACAGUAUAUAACAGGUUAAAGUACAAUACCAGUGGUACCUUGGGUUAAGAACUUAAUUUGUUCUGGAGGUCUGUUCUUAACCUGAAACUGUUCUUAACCUGAAGCACCACUUUAGCUAAUGGGGCCUCCUGCUGCCGCCGCACCAAGAGCAUGAUUUCUGUUCUCAUCCUGAAGCAAAGUUCUUAACCUGAAGCACUAUUUCUGGGGUAGCAGAGUCUGUAACCUGAAGCGUAUGUAACCCGAGGUACCACUGUAUGUUAAAUAAAAGAAACAAAAAUCCCACAAUCAGUUAUGCCACACAGUGUGUUGUACAACCAGAGAAGAGAGAGAGAAUGCACAAAAUCUGGGAGCAAAAUAAAAGACUGAAGUAUUAUAAAAAGCCUGAUUGAAGAGGAUGGUUUUCACUUUUUGUCAGAAUGAGGAAAGGAAGGAGGCUGAGGGAAGGCAUUCCUGAGGCCCGCAACUGGGUCUGGGAUAAAAACCUCACCAAUUUCAUGCAGGAUUGGAUUCUUUCUUCACAACCAGGGAACCACACAUCCCUCCAGACCACAUCCAGCCUUUCACCCUAGAAAAUGGUCUAGAGAAAAAAUUAACACACUCCCCCCCCCCCACCCACUCAGAGAAACAGACAAACAACUCCACAAAUAAAAGCAUGGCCAAUUUUUUUAAAAAUGUGUUUAAAGCUCUUAAGAGAGCACAUCAUUUUUUUCUUGGCUAUUGAAUCAGUUUACUUAAAUGUUCCUCUCAAAUUUUAUUUUAUUUUGGUUUUCUUUAUGUGACCGUAUUUUGUUCACUUGUUUGCCUAUUUGUUUAAAACGUUUGUAAACUCUAAAGUUUUAAAAAAUCUCCAAGCAGCAUACAAUAUAAAAACAAUAAACAAUAUGAUUAAAAUAAAAAUUCAACAUAAAACCAGUAAAAUAGUAUAAAGGCAUAUACAGUCAAUCCUGAUUUUCCAUUCCAGACCCCUGUGCAUGUCGGCAGGGUGCACAGAAGCCCUCUCUGCCACUUUUCAUGAGAUUUUAUGAAGUAUGGGAGCUGCUUCCGGGUUUGGUGCUGUGCACGUGGCACAUGUUUGCAGUCCCACAUCAUUUGGACAUGGCUAAACUGGGAGUUGCCUGUAAAACAGGAAUUAUGGUGAUUCUUUCAAACGAAAACAAUGUUGGAACAAAAGCUGGAACAAAAAGCUACCUCUUUAUCAGAUGCCUCAAGUGUCUCAUGUGUGGCAGAAGGAAGGACAUUCUAUGUUGCAGGGAGACGAGUGGGAGACUCCCAUUUUGGGGUCACCAACCUAGGACAUUUUAUGGAGCACAGAACCACAAGUAGAAUUUGGAUCUUCCAUCGGGGUAUCCAAUGGAAGGGGAUACCUGCAGGGGCUGUUGGACUACCACUUCCAUCAUGCCUGAUCUUUCCCUCUGGCUGAGCUGAUGGGAGUUGCAGUCCAGUGGCAUCUGGGGGAAACCACCUUGUCUUUGCUCAGUCCAAGUGUUACUACCGUUCUGUACCAUUCUGCUAGGUGGUCUUCCAGGUAAUUUCACUUUUAAUAUAAUUUCUCCUUACAAAUAUUAAGUUUGUUCUUCCUUGCAUCUUUCAGCAAGCAAGUGCUCAUGGCCAACACCAAGAAUUAAUUAAACAAACGUCACGCCACCCCCAGUUCAGCUGGAGGCCUCUCCGUCAGUGAUGUGGGGCGUAGCUUUUCACAGAGCAAUGUGUUAUGCAACACUUUCUAAAGCACCUAGGCUUCUGUAUACCAUGGUGCCAGUGAUGCUCUGGAUUGUGGCUUAUUAUGCAAAGGGUUUUCUUAAAAUUGUAGUGUAGCCAUUAUUAUCCCUGCAAUGCAAAGUAGCCUGUAAAAUCCUGGGUACCUAUAAUUUAUUACAUUGUUUUUAUAUUGUUUCAUGCUGGUUGGAGACUCUUUGUUUAAAUGAAGAUUCAUUAUCAACUUUUUCAGUAUUAUGGUCUUUGAAGGUAUUUCUAAGAAAACGGCUUAUUCUUCUUUUUAAACAAUUUUCUAUAGCAUUCCAUGCAACUCCUAAUACUUACAAACGGAAAAAUACGGAAACAGCAAUAGAUAAUAAACCUUGUGGGCCACACUGUUAUCAACAUCUGGUAAGACAAAUGUUCCUUUGGCUUAAGAGUUAAUUAGCUCUCUUUUUCACUCUUGGAAUAGAAAGAAAGGUACAGCUGAUGAGAAAGUUGAUUUUAUUUAGCUGUUCCCAGGAAAAAAGUGCUGGAAUCAAAUAGGAUUUAUGAUUUGCUGAAUGCUAACAUCUUUAUGUGAAAAUUCCUGAGGAACCUCCUACUGGCUUUGAACAGCAUCUUUGGCUUAUCCUUGUGUCGAUUGAGCUGUCAUUUGGCUAGAGAUGGGGCUGAAUAAACUGGCACCGUUCUGAUCAUUGCGUGUUGCUGUUGCUGCCAACUAAUUUGUGAAUUCUUCAACAAAAGCUCAAAACUCUGUAUUUUUUCAGAUUCUAUGGUUGGGAUGCAUAAUUUUAAAAAAGGUUGACGUAAUUUGGCUUACACCUCCCACUUUCACACUUUGGGGUUUUCUACACAUGGUCAGAGAGACCUUGGUCCUGCAAGACUAGUGAGCAAGUAUGUGCUGAUUCUGGGAUAUUUCUUCAGAGCUAGGGCGCACUUAGAGUUUUGUGCUGGCAGUGUUGGAAUACCAAAUUUUGUGAUGAAGCUAAUAUUUAUCGUUUCUUCUUUCCUGGUAGCAGUGUGUGUUUUUCUGAGCUAAACCAUUUCUCACUCAUAACUGAUUCAUAUUACACUGAGGGUAUUUGUAGGACUAUAAAGGCAGUUUAUAAUUAAAAGAGAGAGUUUAUACAUAGGAGCUUGAUUGGAUGCAUUAGAUGCCUCUUACACCUACCUUAAUAUGCAGAACAAAAGCACUGGAGAAGUGGAGUGGCUUAUGGGGAUACAAAUGGAGAAAGUCUUGGCCUCCAUACUGCUUGGCUUUUUGAUCUCUACUAGCAGCAGUCUUUAGUAAUUUUGUGAAAACUGUCAAAUGUUACCUACUUUCUACACUCAAACUCACAGAGCCCUUGGGAAUAAGCACAUUGCAGUGCUUCGUAUGCAAGGCUAGGUGGCUUUUCAGUUCUUCUUUAAUUUCAGCCAUUUAUUUGACCAGCAGUAAUCAUCUUCCUGCUUUGUUUAACUCUGAAGGCCAUGAUCCAUUAAUUCUUCUCACACCCAAAAAAAAUUGUCACAAAUUGAGCUCUCUGGGUUAUCCCUCCUACUUAUUACCUUUCUAUAGGUUGAUCUAUGUCUCAUGACCCCACUUUGCUUAAAGCUUUUCACUUCCAGAUUUUGUAUGUGCCCAAAGCAACCAGUUGCACCCUCACUUUGUUCUUUAGAGAGAAGAGAAGAACGAAUCAGCUGUCUUCCCUUUGUCCUUGUGCAGGCAGCAUGUCAAGUGGCAUAGUCCUGUGAAGAAAUAGCUAUGUCUGAAAAAGCAGCUUUCAUGCUUUUCUUUCUUAAAAAAUCUGUCAUGUGAUGAGAUGAGUACAGUGGUACCUUGGGUUAAGAACUUAAUUCGUUCUGGAGGUCCAUUCUUAACCUGAAACUGUUCUUAACCUGAAGCACCACUUUAGCUAAUGGGGCCUCCUGCUGCCACCAUUCAAUUUCUGUUCUCAUCCUGAGGUAAAGUUCUUAACCCGAGGUACGAUUUCUGGGUUAGUGGAGUCUGUAACCUGAAGCGUCUGUAACCCGAGGUACCACUGUAUCUUCACUUUCAGUAACAAAGAUAUGACGCCAGAUAAUCUCAGUUCUUUGGAAGGAUUGUUCUCUCGUCAGAGUUUCACCACUUUCAUAUCUUCCUUUCUAUAUGAAGGACUUUGCUUUUCAUUAUUCGAUCAGAUGGUGUACACUAGAUGAAAAGAAAUUACCUACAAGUGAAAGUGCCUGAAAGUAUCCCCAUCUUUCCAUGCUACAUUGAUAACAGGAAUGCCCUCCCAUUGUCAUUUCAGCUGCUCAGCAGUUCAGACACUGAAAGCCUCCUAACCCUGAGGCUUCUAAGAGGAGAAGCGUGGACUCUGCUGUAUGACAAGAGUGGACUGCUUUUCAAUAACUUCAUCAGCUUAGGGAGUUAAUGAGAAUCACCCCAUGUGUUGAAUGAACAAAUCAUGCUAAUGGUUCCUGCAGCCACUUAUAUGAGUAGCAUUUAUACUGAACUGUUAUUUAUUUGUUUUGAACAAAAAUAUUGCUCAGAGCAUAACUAAGAGAGAAUGUAGGUGGACCUCUAAAAUGAAAGCUACAUAAAACAAAUAUUUCUUAAUAGUGCACCCCUCUUGUGUAGCACAUAUACCUUGUGAGCAUGAGGUUGAGUGGCAUCUGUCAUAGGUGCUUUAGUUGAUAUUCCUGCAUUGCGGGGGGUUGGACUAGAGGACCCUCGGGGUUCUUUCCAUGUCUACAGUUCUAGGAUUCUCUGAAAAUUAUCCUGAGUUGAAAUUCAGCUAAGCAGUUGCAUUUACAAGCACUCAACAUUUGCUGUCUAAACAAUAGAAUAAUAACGGAAUAUAACUUCAGCCAAAGAGCUGACUACCACUGUGCAUCCAAGGAAGGUUGAACUUGGAUUUUUCAAGAGCAAUGUUACAUUUUAAGGUCUGGCACAAAAGUAAGCAUCUGUUUCCCAAAGGUGCAAAAGGCAGCAAGCAGGAAAUCACCCUGAACCCCCAUUGCAGCUCCUUAGCUCUGGUCAGCCUAUUUUCAGCUAGGAUACAUCAGCCAUACUUUUUUCUCCUUUUCUUAAAAAUCCAUGUUGUGUGUGUGUUUCUAUUCCUACGUAGGAAGGAGCCAAAGAAUUUGCAGCUGCUUUGACUGCUGAGCGAAUAAAAACACCGCCAAAACGCCCAGGAGGUCGUCGAAGGGGAAGGCUCCCAAAUAACACCAGCAGGCCUAGCACUCCCACUAUAAAUGUGCUGGAAUCUAAGGAUACAGACAGUGACAGAGAAGCUGGGACUGAAACAGGAGGUGAAAAUAAUGACAAGGAAGAGGAAGAGAAGAAAGAUGAGACUUCAAGCUCCUCUGGUGAGACAAAUGUGGAGGGUUGCUGAUUUUACUAAAAAUAGUCAUAUUUUAAAAUGCUUGUUUCUUCCAGUAAUAACAACAACUACAAUUUUAUUAUUUGUACCCCGCCCAUCUGACUAGGUUGCCCCAGUCACUCCAUAUUCGGGGGGGGGGGUGUUUGAUGGACAGGAGGUUCCUUACAGAUUUUUGUAUUCAAGUAUCUGCUUGUGAAACUUUAAAAUUGAUUUGCAGCACUUUAAUUCCUUGCAUUAUGUUGCUGUAGAUUCUGUGGAGAAUGAGAGUUUGAAGGGCUGAGUUGAACUCCAGACAGUUCAAGUUUGUGUUUCAGGUUUCAGUGCUCCAAAGGAUAUGGUCUCCUUGUGUGCAGGGCCCUGAGUGAACAGGGCACUCUUCCUGGGAUGCUGAGGUUUAAAACCAAGAGGUCAAGUGUGGCAAUCAGUCCAUGCAUGUCUCCUGCAGGGACUGUUGAAAAAGCUAGAUUAGUCAUUCCCCAACUGUGUCUUGAGGCAUGCAAGUGUGACUUGAGAGAACCUCUGGGGUACCAUGAGAAAUCAAUUUAAUUAUACACCUAAAGGUUCCCCAUAGGCUCCAGCCAGGCCUCCUUCCCGUCUUGACUUCUCUGAGGGCAUGUUAUCCUGCUUUCUCGCUGAAUCAGGUGUGAAUGAACAAUAUGAGGAUUGACUCCCCCACAGGGAAAUUGCUGUGUUGCUGCUCUGGAGGUGCUACUAGUUUAAAGUAAAAAUAUUGUGUCCCUCAGCUGACAGAUGUUUUGGGAACCCUGAGCUAGGCUACCUUUUAGGAGCUCAGCUGGGGCCAAAGUCAAGUCAAAUCAUGUGCUUUUAUAUAUGAAGCAGCAGCCUAUUCCAUAUAUGGUCUCUGUUUUUUUGUACAUAGGUGUUAUUUCAGGAGUCUUUUAAGAACUACUUCAGUGUUUUGUUUUUGAUAUUGCAGAAGCAAAUUCCAGGUGUCAAACGCCAAUCAAGAUGAAGCCAAAUAUUGAGCCUCCUGAGAAUGUGGAGUGGAGUGGAGCUGAAGCUUCCAUGUUUAGAGUUCUCAUUGGUACCUACUAUGACAAUUUCUGUGCAAUUGCGAGGUUAAUUGGGACCAAAACUUGUAGGCAGGUAAGAGUGGAAUGGUAACUAAAAGAGAAUGUUUUCCAACUGAGUAGUGCCUUGAUACUUAGCCUUUUUUGUAGAGUGCAAGCGAAUGACACACUGUUUUAAUAAAAACCUAGUUGUGCAUCAUUAAGCACCUUCCAGGCUCUAAAGCCACUGUUCCCUCCUUGCCCACCUCUGCUCCCUAGGGCUGUGCAGUUGCCCCACUCAGUAGGUCUGCCCCUUUCUUUGCUGCCCCUGGGGUUGUGAAUUUCCUCCUGAGACCACUGCUCACUGCUGCUCUGCUUACCUCUCUCCCAUCUGUCACCUUCUGUGGAGGCAGAGGCUGAGUUAGCGAAUUCAUUCAGUUCCUUCAGCCACACCAAGCCCCUUCUGGUUUACACUGUUUACAUCCAGUCAUGCCAGAUGUAGCACAGUGCGGUGAUCAAGGUUACCCUGGUUACCUCCCAAAAGUAGAGAAAUAACUUUUAACAACAGGAUUAAUUAACAGAAUUAAUUAAUUCAUUAUGUUAAUAUGUUGCCUAUGUAAAUAUGCAGUCUCGCCCAAGGUGGAAGAAGCACAUAUAUGCUAAUGGGAAUUGGCUGACUUCUGCCAUUGAGGAUCUAGUCCACAGUAUGUUUGUCUUUACAGGUUUAUGAGUUUAGAGUAAAGGAAUCUAGUAUUAUUGCUCCUGCCCCGGCUGAAGAUGUUGAUACUCCUCCAAGAAAGAAGAAGAGGAAACACAGGUAAACCAAUGGACUGCCGGCUUCCUGGCAAACUGAGGGCUAAAAGGCUUUUUAAGGGGAAAGAACAGCACUGAAAAAGUAAUGCCACAAUCAAACAGGUGGGGGACUAAACAAAUAUUAACUUUCCAAUGUAGAAAACACAUUUUUAAUUGUAUUUGCAUGUUUUAUGGCCUGAUCACAAAAUUUUCUGUACGUGAAUAUAAGUGCUUUUGGUAGAUCAGCCACAAACCUGCCCAUAAAAUGACCAAUGCAGUGUUUGUUCAGGCAUUGCAAGCAAAUCCUGGUGGAAUUUUUGUUCUGGAUCUCCCACCUUGUGUUUGUGGUCUUGUACUAAUAAUGUUUUCUCUUUACCUUGGAGUAAUAAGAGAGUAAGCCACCAGCUUUUUCUCAGCUCUCUGAAUGACUCGGUCACUAUCUUUCUCAUUAACACUCCCUAUCAUCCACUUUGGAGAAGCAGAGAAUUCAAAUUAGUACUGUGAUUGUGGUGUUUAGGCAAUCACUGCCAAUAUCAAUUUGAAUCUGACCAGGAAGUGGUCUGACUAUGAUAGUGAGGUCAUCACAACCCGCCUCAUUCCAGAGCACCCCUCCCCCCAUCCUGUGGCAAACACCAGAUCAAAGCCACUGCCUGUGCUACGUGUUGGAGCCAUGAUUUACGAAAACAGCUCUCUGGCAGCCCUAGAGUCCUGAAAUAGCCCACUGAAGGCAUCCUUGGUGCGGAUGCUGCAGUCCCUCAGAGCAGGCUGGUAGCCACCCAGGCACAUUAUGGAGGGGCAGGACAAGGACCUGACUGGCCAGGAAACUGAUAUUGGAUGAAACAUUCAGCGGAGGCUCUCCAAUGCCACACCACAGCUGUAAGAGUUCUGAUAGAUCCUCUUAGUAAAUAGGAAGCAAGUGCCUACGCCACCAGCAUCAGAGUGCACCAGAAAUAUUCUUAAAAUGCAAAGCUCAAUAAAAACUAUAAUUUGCAGUAAGCUAUCAAACAGGCAGUAAUGUAAAACUAAUAUGAUUGCUGGGCAUCAGGGAUGGUGACCAAAAUGCUAAACCAACCAGCAUACAUAGAUAUACACGUACACAGCUAUGCCACUCACUCCAGCAACAUCCAAUUCACCCUUUCUUUCUUUCCAGGAGUUCCCCUACCCCAUUAAGCCCCUCACACUUACUUAGGAGAUAACGAAUCCCAAUCACUGGUUGUGCUAUAAGACUUUCACCCUAGUAGGCCACCCUCAAUAGGAUAGGCCUCUCGUGCCUCCGCUUCAGAUAUCCUGUCUGAUUUUGAGCAGAAGCCAAAUCAGAGAAAGGCUUGCGUGGGUGGAGAGAACUUUAGACACACUAUUGGUCCAGUAGAUACUGUGUUGAUAUGACUUCUUUUCUUUAUAACAACGAGUAGAAAAGAGUGCAAAACUCAGCAAUGUACCAGAAAGCAGUUUGAUAUGUAUCUUUCCAUUUCAGUAUUUAAUUCAUUGUCCAACCAAGUAAAGUGCCAAGUAUGAUGUAAAUAAAUUAAAUCUGGCUUCAUAGUUUAGGAAAUAUCAUAUAUAAGAUGCAAUGUACCCCAGGCAAUCCAUCCAUAAAGUUCCAUGUCUGUGUUGAUAAACUUAGGUUUUUGUCUCAAUUUCCCAGCUGUAGAGUUAACAAUGAUUUAUGAUAGCAUUGACUUUCAAAGACAAAGACUCAUAUACAGUGGUACCUCUGGUUGCACACAGGAUCCGUUCCAGAGCUCUGGUCGGAUCCCGAGGUGUGCGUAUCCGGAGAUACCGCUUCUGCACAUGCGUGCAGUUUAACACUUCUACGUUAAAAAUACUCCCAGGUUUGCUGCGCAUGUAUCCCAAAGGAUAUGUAACCGGAGGUGAACAUAAGUAGAGGUACCACUGUACUGAGCAACUAUCCAAAGUGAAACGUACACUUAAAUUUGUUUAAGCCCACUGAAAUUGAUGGACAAGCAUACCUAACUGAAUUGGAUUGUGCUUGAAAUGACUAUGAUUCAAAUUGUAAGAAUAUUAAGAUAUGCACUGAAGUGAACAUGAAAUAUUACACACACAGCAUGCAGAAUCAUAGAACUUACUGCUUCCAUUUUCAGUGAUCAUUCUAUUCAAACAUUUAUUGUUAUCUUAGUACAUUUGUGUAGCCAAGGAGAGAUUGUUUGCAUAGAGAAAGUAUUGUGUGAUCUAGCCCUGUAUUGAAUAGAAAGUUGACAGAAUUCUGCACCCCCCAAAAGGUGUCCCUGUUCAUUUGAAAUAUUCACUGAUGGUUCUUAGGUAACAGUGUUUGUUUGUUUAUUGAAGUUUUUUAUUUACUAAGAAAAAUACAUAUACAGUAUUCAGAUAGAUUUCUUUAAAAAUGGAACAUAUUGAAAUCUCUUGUUAUCUUGACUUUAUUUAGGCUAGCAAAAAUAAACUAGAUGUGUAAAUAGAAAUACAAAGGGUCAAAAGCCAUCUCAUGGUUGAACUUUGAAAUCUUAGCCUCUAACUUAACUGUAGUAUGAUUAAAUACUGUAGAAUAGUUUGACUAGUGAAAAUAUCUGUUCGGCCCAACUUCAGAGCAAAUUUAGAUUUCUGAUAACAUUUUAAUAAAUUUUAUCUUUACAGGAUAUUUUAUUACCCACAUGUAGAAAAUGAUAAUUUUUCUUUGUGUUUAGCUUGUUGUUUUACUUGUACAAGACAGGCUCUCAAAGACACUUUCUGAGAUUCAGCUGGACAGUUGCAUUUUCCAGCUCAGUACAGCCUGCCAACCUCAUGCUCCGUUUGUGUUUUUACAGAUUGUGGGCUGCUCAUUGCAGAAAGAUACAGCUGAAAAAGGGUAAGCAUAUUUACAUUCUACUUUAUGUCCAGAAAUUCUCAGAUGGUGUUUCUUUUAAAUAACAAUAAUACUGAACAACCUGGGAAACCAGAGCAUACAAAUCCCUCUUCCAGGGAAUCCUUGUAAACAAGUGUUCUCCCUUUCACACAUGGCAGUUUCCUGUCUCUCAGGGCUUCCCAGUUGAUUUCAGGGAAGCAAACUGUAUCCCCCCCUAGUAAGGAAUGUGUGCAUAGGAACAUGAGUCCUGGUGAGCAGGAAGAUUUAUAUGUCUAUUGCAGGUGGGGUGCUGAAUUGCAAAGAAGAGGUAGGCUUUAAAGAUAGUUUGAGAGAGAUGAAAAAGUAUAAGAUGCUUUCUUGUUAAUUGUGACUUCUCUAUAUGUACAUGUGUUCUAUCUCUGUAGGCUUUUGAUUCUAAAAAUAAAAUUGUGGCUUUGUCAUCUAGAUUUGCAUUAUCUGUUAUGCUGCAAAUACGCUGUGAAAUAGACAUGUUUGCAGUAUUAUGUUAAUUUACAAGCAUGGAAAUGCUUCCUCUGUAAUACAUUCAUAACGGUGUAACCUUAAUACAUUGUAAAGUAAUGAGGCCAAGACAAGUAAACUCGGUUAAAGUCCUAGGUUCAUUUUACAGUACGUUCAUCUGUUCUAACUUGAAACUUUAAGUAUUAUAGCUACGGUUUUCAGAGGAUCUUUUCUAUCAAAUGCCAUUUUCUUAAAUUUGUCUUAAUGUUAUUUUUUUAUUCAGAUGGGUCAUCCAAUCAUGUUUACAACUACCAGCCAUGUGAUCACCCACGUCAGCCUUGUGACAGCUCGUGUCCCUGUGUAAUUGCUCAAAAUUUCUGUGAGAAGUUCUGUCAGUGCAGUUCAGAAUGUAAGUCAUUUUGGAAAUGGGUAUAUUGUAUGAGAGUCAAUGCUUCGAUGAGUUGGUGGAAUUUAAAAGCUCUGGAAAGUUUCAUGUCUUGUAGGGAUGGAAGUGUUCAGACCAAAGUAGAUGCAGUGUUCCUCACCAAAUACGUUAGCGGUUUGCAGAUGGUGAAAAGUUUAAAGGGCUCUGUCCCAGGAAGUUCUGAGAGAGCCAUUUUGCUAUGACUAUUUUCAAAUUUGACUUUUGUCUACAUCUUUUUUUUUGGCAUGUUAAAGAAAGUUAUUGUUGCUAUAUGAGAAAUGAAGACAGCUCCAGCUACGUACAGGCAACUCCCCAUUUGCAUGUGUUCAAGGCACGCACAACCCCUGACAUGUGCACUGUUUUCGGAUCCGGAAGGGGGCGGGCUGACACGCAUGGUGCCUCAGAACACAACCCCCACGCCAAUGGGGAGCUGCCUGUAGAUGAUUGCCUAUUUGAAAAUACUGUCUGCCACUUCAGAGAUUUAUCAGGUCUCAUGUUGCAUGAAAUAAAUUUACUAGUGUGAAAAUAAAUUUAUUUUAAUGUACUAAGCAUAUCAAAUUGAAGCUUAAAUGACAUUUGUAACUUUUCAAAUGAACAAAAUUCAGGUACAGGGCAGGUCUGUUCUAUGCAAAAUACAAUGUUGGCCAAGCUGCUCAUUCUUCCUGCUUUGUUCUUCUUAAAGGCCAAAACAGGUUUCCCGGCUGCCGCUGCAAAGCUCAGUGCAACACGAAGCAGUGUCCUUGCUACUUGGCUGUGCGUGAGUGUGAUCCAGACCUUUGCUUGACAUGCGGAGCAGCAGAUCACUGGGACAGCAAAAAUGUGUCUUGCAAGAACUGCAGCAUUCAGCGAGGAUCCAAAAAGGUGCUUCCACUUUUUAUGCUAAUCCCCAACAGCUCAGGAAAACGCCUCCCACUAUAAAAGCAAGUGCUUUCUUGGCCAACAGUUUGGAAUAUGGUUUCUACUUAAACCAAAUUGUAUAGCACCACGUAGAUUCCUUUAGAACUUUCACAUUGGCCGUUUCUAAUUUUUGACCCCUAGGGUGAUUAACGCUUGUAAUUCGUUUCAUGGGAUGCUGGAAACGGUGGAUUGGGUAUUUCCUCUCACAUGACCUAUGGCAGGAGCAGAGACUUGUGGGAGGCAGGCACUUCCUCCUCAGUUUUUUCUCCUGCCUGACUCAGUAGUAUAGUUCGCCUGGCUCUCCUGCUUCUUCAGAUAAGUUUUUCAAUUUGGAUCUCAUUUUAUUGUUGCUUUAUUUUAUCUAAUCUUCCUUAGUUUUAGCAACUUAACACCUGUCUUUGAGUCUUGCACUCAAAGACACACACACACACGCACAUAAUAUUUUUUAGAAUAUAUAUCUUCCAAAAAAUAUUUUGUCCCUCCCUGCCACCAUUUUUUCCCUUUAGCAACCUUAGUUCUUCUCGUUUUUAUUUUAUUUAGUUUACUUUCUUGCAGAGCGUCCCUGUAUACUGCUCUCCUACAGGGUCGCUGAAUAUGCUUGUUUUUUGCACACUGUGGCUCCGUUUUGCCGUGUGCCAUUUUACAGAUCAGAUUUAAAGAUAAGUUGGGGGGGCGGAAUCCUACCUGAGGUUUUUUGCAAUUGCAUCUCACUUUCAGUGGCCGCUGGCUCCAUAUCACCACCUCAUUUCUUUGGUGAUUUCUACAGCCUUUAGCCAUUAUUUUCUGUAUCAUUUAAGGCUUCAUAUUGACUGCUCUCCUAGUCCGUGGUACAGCAGAAGGAGUAGGGGUUAUUGUUCCUCAGCAGUAUAUUCUCCUCCCGGUUCGCAGUUGUGGUGAUGGAGUGAGCAGGCACUUAUAGAUUGCUUCUGAACCUCCUAGUUAAGGAGUGGUUCAUUCAUUCAUUCAUUAUUAUUCUUUACGCUUAUUAUUCUGUGACUUGCGGUCUAUUUCCUCCUAGUCCACUUGUGACAGCAUUGGAGAGAUGUAUAUUUUUCCUUUUCCCAUAGUCCACUUUUGUGGCGUUGGAAGUGAACGCUACUCAGGCUGCGUGCAGAACAACUUCAUUUGUUUCCAUUUAUUGAUUUAUUAUGGAGCCUAUACAAGGAGCCCCUGAACCUCUUCCCAAAAAGGCUAAACCAAAGCUUAAACACGUCCUACCCUCUAAGGGAAAUAGGCACAAUGAAGCUUCUACUACUUCUGUUGCCCCAAGAAAAAAUAUUUCGACUGCAGUUUUAUUGCAAGCUAAUGAGCCUGGCCCUCCACAGACUCCAGUUCAUAGGAAUCAGUCUGUGUGUGUUGCUAUUGAUUCUGCUCUUCCACCCUAUGUUACUGGAAGGGACGUUAUAGAAGAUAUAUCUGAUUCUGAACCAGAAAUGUUAGGAUUCACGGGUGACCAGGGUGCAAAAGGGUCUUUAACAUCACUCUCAGACCAGGCCAGCUUCCUCAGCUCCCAUCUUUCCAUUCACUCUAAUUGAACAGUUGAAACAGGGACCGAUUGCUUCAUUAUCAGAGGAUUUACAGUUUAACAUACAACCUAAAAAAUCUACCUCUGUGGUUAAAAAGGUGACCUCCUCUCAACGUGUGGCUAAAUCGGGGGGGGGGGGCUCUGUACCCAAUCCAUUUCCCUCUAUGGGGGAGGAUUUAUCUGAUGCUGAGGACGUAGCACUUUCUUCCCAAAUAUCUUUUCUAGAGUCAGAAAUUGAGGCGGAGUGGAUUGAUAGUUCUGUCUUUCCACUAGAUUGUUCCAGAAUGCUCCUAUUUUAAAAGGCAAAAUGCAUACUGCAUGCACUGGAAAUGGCCCCCAAGCCUACCACAAUUCCCAGUCCUGCCUCUGAGAGUCCAGUUACUUUGCUCAUUGAUAACCGCACAAAAUCUAACUAUAUGCUAGUUCCUUCAGUGCUAAAAACAGUAGUCAAAUCAGAGUUGGAUUCCCCUAUGCAGUCCAAAAAGAAUUUAUCUCUAGCCUGUAAACUAUAUGAUCUGGAUCCUGACUUCAUAUCAUAUAUUAAGACACCUACAGUAGACAGUCCUGUUUUACUUUUGUCUUCUUGGAAUCUUGUUCCUAAAGAAAGAGACGCCCAAUUGAAGGAUGUAACUGAUAGGAAGUUGGAGUUUGCACUUCGAAAAAUCCAAGCUGCAGCUGCCCUGUCUAUAAGGGCAUCUUGCGCAGCAUCUUCCUCUGCACACGCUGGCAUUGUGUGCACUCCCUUCCCCCAGGUGCCAUUCAUCAGUGCCAAGCCAUUUCUAAACCUUUACAAGCACAAGCCUUUAUGGCAGACGCAUCUAUGGACACACAAUUUGCAACUAGAGCUAUGGCCUCUCAAAUAGUGGCACACUGCAUGGUUUGGCUUAAGAACAGGCAUGCUGAUUCCGCAUCCAAAGUAAAGCUCUCUACUGUGUCCUUUGCUUAGGAGCAAAGGUCACUUCAGUUUCCUUAGCUAGAGGGAUUAGGGUGUGCAUUUUCUUAGCUUAUGAUACUAUGAAAUUGCCCCACCCAUCUCAUAUUUUGCGCAGUCCUCUGGGUCAGCCUCGACUUCUGCUGCCUUUAUGGCUGAUGCCACUUCAAUAGAGAGUUGUAGGGCAGCCACUUGGUCUCCUCCUUCCACUUUCACUAGGCAUUGUGAGUUAAACUAAAUGUCUUCAGCUCAGGCAGCUUUUGGCCGUACAGUGUAUACCAAGUUUGGUAAUCAGUGUGUCAGCCGUGUGGACCCACCCAGUUAUUGGGAAGUGCUGUGGUAUGUCCCAAUCCACUGUUCCCAGCGUCCCAUGAAAUAAAUAGAACAAUUGGCUUACCUGAAGUGUAGAUUUCUUAAAUCGGGACGCUGGGGACAGUGGAACCAUCCCUGUGAUGGUCUGAAGUCACACUGGUUUUUUUCCCUAUAAGAGGGGUGCUCAGUUGCUGCUGUAUGAAUUGAUUUAUGAGCCGGGAAGGGAGGGAGGCUGCUAUUCUUUCAGGUGCUUCGGUGAACAUUGCUGCUUGGCAAAUCCAAAAAACUGAGGAAGUGCCUGCCUCCCACAAGUCUUUGCUCCUGCCUGAGGUCAUGUGAGAGGAAAUACCCAAUCCACUGUCCUCAGUGUCCCCAUUUCACAAAUCUACACUUCAGGUAAACCAAUCUUUCCUUUUAACUGCUUAAUGAUGACAACAGCAAGUGGGGAUUUGUACAGACACCACUACUUGUGAUUGUAGGUUCAUGCAUGUGUGAACUGCUUCCGUGCAAAAACCACCUGCACUCUAAUAAGGAUUGGUCCAUAAUACCGCCAAAUAUGGGUUAACUACCCCCCCCAAUCCUAGGCCACCUUUGAAGAAUUUGUUCAUGAUAGCUUAAGUAGCUUAGUUUGCAUGUAAUGCUAAGCCCCAAACCAUGAUGUUGCACACAGAGGCAAGGAUGCGGGUUCCUUAUCCAGCGAUCACGACAGCAGCACUCCUCUCCCAGACCUGCUGCUCCCUGGCUUCUUGGGGCUAAGCUAUGGUUUAGUGUUGUUUGAACUUGGGCUCAUGGUUUGUCUUGCUCUAGACAUACCAUGAGAAGCCAGCAAGGUUUGUUCUUACAACUUGAGGUUUCUGGGGAAGACAAAUUGCAAGCUUGGGUUCAGGUGUAAUGCUAAGACAAGCCAUAGUUUAGCCCCAGAUAGAAUGGCCUGGGAGUGGGCUGCAGCUGCUGCUGCUGCUGCCGCUGCUGCUGCUGCAAUCCUUGCUCCAGGAACCCACAAAUGUGUUUGUUCACACUAAGCUGUGGUUUGUCUUAUUGUUAUGUGUGAACUGGGCCAUUCUUGUAGCAGGCAGGAAACUGGGGGGAGGGGAGCAUUCAAGAACAUUCAAGAGCAUUCGUUUCCUGCUUGGCAGGGGGUUGGACUCGAUGGCCCUUGUGGUCUCUUCCAACUGUAUGAUUCUAAGAACUGGCUUUGUACUUGCUGUUGAAUUCCUGCUCCCAUCAGCCCCAGCCACUGGGGUCAGGGGUCAGGGCUGGUGGGAGCUGCAGCCCCACGUCAGGAGAGUCACAGAUUCCCUGCUCUAGGGAUUGCUACAUUAAUUUCAACAGAAAUUAGCAGAUUCAGAAUUCUUGUGAACAGGUAGUUCUAAAGUAACAUAACUAUCAAGAAGAUUGCUACCUAAUCUUUCAUUUGUCACUUGCAAAGCCCUUCCUCUAUCCCAAUACUGAACUUCCCUCUUGCUUGCUUUCCCACUUGUGGCAGUGCUGGAGAGAUCUCUACAGCAGAGAUGCACAGCUCAAAAAACUUCUAAGUUCCGUUCAUUAUUUAAUGUCUGAAAAGUGGCCACAUGCUUUCUAAAUAAUAAUUUUAUGUAUUUAAAUAAAACCAGGAUUAGAGGUUAUGGCAAUAUAAUUCACAUAUUAUUAAUCUCCAGAUACUGAUUUUGGUGGGAAAAUAAAAUACAUGACGGUAGAGCUGUGAACACACACAGCAGCAGAGGUGAACUAGUUAUAUAAAAUAAAUGCUAUACACUGCUAGAAGAAUGGUCUACGGCCUGCCUUACAUGGGAGCAUGCUCUGCAGGGAUUAGCUCUUGGGAUCGUUCUGUACCACCUGAGACAGUCAUUGUGUGCACACCCAGGUUCCAUUCCUGGCGGCGUGGCUUGCAGAGCAGGACUCAUUCUGGCAAGGAAGCUUUGGGGAGGAGAUGCCCUCCUCCUCUGGAACAUGCCAGCCCUUCUGUGAGUCUCAGCCAGAGUGUGACACUAUUCACCCAAGUAGACUGCUGACAGGAACAUUUGUCUGAGCAAAGCAAGUGUUACUUUACUCCAGCUGGUUUCUUUUUCUGUAACAGCUGCAUAGGUAUUUGGAUAGAGUUACAUCUUUUCUGCAUGUUUAAGGGGCUUCCUUUUUCAUUCUGCUAGCAUUUGCUGCUAGCACCUUCUGAUGUGGCAGGCUGGGGCAUUUUCAUUAAGGAUCCAGUGCAGAAAAAUGAAUUCAUCUCUGAAUAUUGUGGUGAGGUAAGAAACAAAAUUUGAAUAAAGUUAGCCUUUUCAUCUACUACUUCAUAAUCCAAUCUUCAGGAAAGUCCUCUGUAUUGCAUGCCUCUUAGUUAAUACAGUGGAGCUUCCGGAUACGAACUUAAUUUGUCGCGGGGGUCCGUACUUAACCCCAAAAAAUCCUUAUCGGGAGGCGCCACUUCUGCACAUGCGUGCACAGCAAAACCCAGAAGUAUACAUUUUCUGGGUUUGCUGCAUUCGUAACUCAAAACUAUGUUACCAGAAGGUAACGUAACCCAAGGUACCACUGUAAUUCUGCUGUAUGUCAAGCUGCAGUUCCUCAGCCCUUUUUCAAAUAAAUCAUGACUUUGAGAGACAGCAGGGACAGAUGUGAAAAAGAGAGUAACUUGAUUUUUAUGCUGUUGGUGCAGAUAGCCUAAAGCAGUAGCAGACUUGCAAAUGCUGACGGAAUGUGGUGGUGGAGGAUGAUAAAUUACUAUUUUUUAAAAAAUCCCACCUUCCUAUUUACAUGAUAAGAUGCCUUUCAGGGUGUACCAAUAAGCAAUACAAAUCUUCAAUAAAAAUGUAUCAACUUUAUUGUUUUAACAUAUCAGCAUGAAGUACUGCAUGCCAAGGUUUAAACUGAGUAUUAGGAUACUCUUUCCCUAUAAUCUUAUUAAAAGUCAGUUUUGGCAUGCAACUGCUGGAAAUAUCUAAAUAUAGUGUUACCUUGUUUCCCGAACUCAAUCCAUUCUGGAAGUCCGUUGGAUUUGUAAAACGUUCAUAAACCAGGACGCAGCUUCCAAUUGGUUGAUUAGCCCUGGAAAUAAUGCUGACAGCUGAAAUUGACAUUUGGGUUCCAAAAAGCGUUCGCAAACUUACUUCCGGGUUUGCGCCAUUCGGGAGCCGAUUUGUUUGGGAGCCAAGCCGUUUAGGAACCAAGGUACCACUGUGUCUGAAUGCACCUGCCUAGAAGGCACACAGGUUUGAUCUGGCUUUGAGUCCUGUGAGACUUUCUGCAAAAGUUGCCAAAAGGCAGUUUCUCUACUCAACUGCUGAAUCAGCAAUCGCGUAAAGAUAGCUGGUAAUUUGGGGGAUGAGAGACAGUUCUGUUUUUGCAUGUUACCAAAACAAUGUCAAAUAAAUCUUCCUUUCAGAUAAUUUCUCAGGAUGAAGCAGACAGACGAGGCAAAGUAUAUGACAAAUAUAUGUGCAGUUUUCUCUUCAAUCUGAAUAACGGUAUGUGUGCUACUCUUAAUCCCUCCACUAUUUAGCCUCUCUUGGGAUAUGAAAAAUUGCUUGUUUUCAUGUGACUGUUUCCAGCAAAGUGCAUCCUCAGGUUUCAGACAGUAGGAGGGGCAUGGGAUCAGAACAGCGUUUAUAUUUAAAUUAGCUACCUUGUUGGGGGUGUCAACAUUUAGUCCAGACUUGCAUAGAUCGUCACAACAAACCUUUUUAGGUGGUGUGAUAAACAAGGCUGGUAUAUAAGGAAAGCAGAGCCGUGAUGUAGCCUGUGGGGGUGGGGGGCACAGGAGUGGUUGCUGCUGAAAACAGCUUCUCCAUGUGAACCAGGAAGUGACCUCUCCAGACAAUGGAACAUCUUUUCUUAUCUCUGCGGCUGCAAUCGGCUGGGUGAUGUGGAUGCCGUUAGGCAGUUGAAUGCGCAGGCGCACUCCGUCCGUUUCCCUCCCACCCAGGCUACACCACUGAAGCAGAGAAAGCGUUUCAUUAAAAAACAUCCAUUGUUUGAAAUUAAAAACUUUUAAAAACGUGUGUAAGAUAAGCUUCUUGUAUAGCAUUAGACACGUAUGUAAGAUUACAAGUAAACAUUUUCAUAGAUAAACUGGCUGUGUUCAAUGUUAUUACAAGUUAAGCCAGAGACAAUAGCAUUUUAACUGUAGUGACAGUCUUCCAGAUAGCAAUUUCAGUGAAUAUUGCCAUAGUAUCCACUUUUCAGUCUGUUGCAGACAUUUUAACAACAGUCUUUUUAUUUAGAUUUUGUGGUUGAUGCAACAAGGAAGGGUAACAAAAUAAGAUUUGCAAACCAUUCAGUCAAUCCCAACUGCUAUGCAAAAGGUGAGUGUUUAUACAUUUUACGGGAGUAUAGCUAAAUGAGCAAGGAAUCCGAUUAGCACUCAAGAUAUUUAAAAAGCCUUGCACCAACUUCACUUUUUGUUUUACAGUUAUGAUGGUUAAUGGAGAUCACAGAAUAGGCAUAUUUGCUAAGAGAGCCAUUCAGACUGGUGAAGAACUGUUUUUUGAUUAUAGGUAUGUAUAGCGUGUUCAAUACCAACCACAUUUCUCAUUCAACAGCCCAAAUUUAUCAAGUGUUUCAGAGUUUAGGUCUUGGGAAUGCAACCCGCUGAUCAUUUUACCAAGAAGGAAAUGCCGAAAGUGUGGUAGCCAAAGAACUAGCAGAUGACAGAAAUGAUUGACUACAGGAGUCAUUUCUGUGCCACCCAGAAAAUGUUUCUGCCCUGACACCCAACAGCACUUGCUCCAGCCUGGGAUCUUCCACAACUGUCCUGCUAAUCUGACUUGACUUAUGUAGAGGUUUUGAGUGGUAAACUCAAUUUGCAGACAAAUUGCUUUUCAUCUUUAUUUUUCCUUUUGUUUUGACACUUUAGAAACUCCUAAAUUUAACAAAUCAAUUUGUACUUUGUUUCAGAUACAGCCAGGCUGAUGCCCUCAAGUAUGUAGGCAUUGAAAGAGAAAUGGAGAUCCCUUGA